AUGGGGAUGGCGCCGGAAAACGGCAAAGCGCCCAGGAUUGGGAACACCUGCUCCGCGAGCGUCUUCUGUAACAUCAAGGUAAGGGGUCCCCCGGUGCAGCUUUGCUGCUUGGGGGAUGGUGCAAUGGCUUGUUUUUCAUUCAUUACUUUGAAUGAAACUGUGUGUAUUUUUAUGUUCGGGCUCUUUUUUGGAGUUCGUCUUCUGUAGCGCACGAGUACUGCCAGUCAGUCCGACUCCCGGUGCCAAGGAAGCGCUUGCACUCAGAGCGACCUCCGAGCGCAUUUAGGUAGAGACUGGACCGGGUUCAUCUCAUGGUCGUGGAUUCCACUGACAGCAAUCUGUUUCAGAUUUAAAUUCCCAGAGUUGGAUGCAAUCCUGUGCCCACUUACCCAUUGAACUAGGUGGAAUGUAAUCCUGAGCAGCCCUGCAUAGGAUUGCACGGUUGAGGCUGCAAUACUGUUUGCAUUGUACUACGCAACCCUGACUAUAGGAAAACCAUGUAAAUUGCACCGGUUUUAAGUUACCCUAUUCCAAACUCUGGGAGGAAUUUGACCUGCAAUUCCCUUUUUGCCAGCUAAAUUCUGCUGACUUGCCAGGUCAUGAGAUGGAUUGAAAGGGAUUUGGAAUAGCCUCUCCUUGCCCUGUCCCAUCCCUGCCACACACCCUUUUUUGGACUUAAACCAGCAUAAAUUAUGUUGAUUUAAAUUCCACUGGUUGAACUCCAGGUUUGGAUUGUGUGUAAGCCUCACUGAAUUACUUAUGGGUGAACAUGGAUAGGACUGGGGAAUAAGGCUGCAGUUUAAUGCACACUUACUUGGGAGUAGUAAGCCUCGCUGAACACAGUAGGACAUAUCUCUGAAUAAACUUGCAUAGGGUUGUGCUAUUAUUUUGCAGUCCUGUGCACACUUACUUGAACUAAAUGCUAAAUAAUUAAAUGACCAUUAUUUUUGAGUUAAACAAACACUGAAUAUAUUGCUCCGGUUGCAACACACUCUGGAUAGGGAUCAUAAAGUGGCAAAUAAAUUCUCCAUUGUACCUGUAACCAACAUUUAUAGUGCUCUCCCUUCCUCAUUGACAAAUGUCUGGCUUUAUUUACCUGCACCUGAGUGCUUUCACCCCAAUCCACAGAUUUGUUAACCUGGAAAUCAGUGGGAAUUGAUUUUUAACUCAAAGACCAUGUCUUGGAUGGUGCUGUAAAUAAUUGCUUCUCCUCUGGAGUGGAAGCCAUCCUUACUUUUGCCGUCUGGAAAUCUUGAUGUUACUUGGUGUUGCUCUUUUAAUCCUUCCUCUUUUACCUCUCCCCUCCCCUGAUUAGAGAUGAUACUCUGUAAAUGGAUGAACCUUGUCUCUUGAACAUGUGUGCAUUUCCCUGCCUCAUAUGUGAGUAAUAAUGACACUCAGAAGUACCGUAUUUUUCACUUCAUAAGGCACACCUGUCCAUAAGGCGCACCUACUUUUUGGGGGGAGAAUUCAAGAAAAAAAUAAUGCGGCUCUUGGGGGCUUUUGCGGGAGGUGGGGGAAGUGAGAGAGCCACGCUCUGUCCCUUCCCCCACCUCCCGCAAAAGCCAGGGAUAGCCACGCGAAGCCUCCCCAGGGCAGCGGGAUGAAGGCUCCCUGCUGCCCUGCGGAGGCUUUGCGGGCUACCCCAAAGCUGCUCAGGAGUUUGACGGGGCUGGUGGGGGAAGCCCAGCUUUCCCUCACCCCCAUCCCCAAAGAGCAGGUUGGGGCUGGUGGGGGAAGCCCAGGUUCCCCCCCCCAGCCCCAGGGGUCACACAUUCCCUCCAUAAGACGCACAGAAAUUUCCCCUUAGAUUUUAAGAGGAAAAAAGUGCGUCUUAUGGUGCGAAAAAUACGGUAAGUAGCGGUCGUUAUUGCAUGCUGUUGCCUAUCCAGGAGAUUGAAGGAUGCUGUCUUUGCAGAGGACAGUCUGGCUUAGCAGCAUAUUCCUCUUGCUAAGAGAAGUAGGGCAGCUGCUAACCAGCUGGGGAAAGAAGUAUAGCAUCUGAUCCCCUUCCUUAGCAGUCGGUGGCCACCAAGGAAGUUCAGAAAUGAGAAAAGGAAAUAAAAGCGAAGCACAAUGGCUUUAUCGAGAGGGAGGUCUUGAUACAGUGCUGUGGGGCAUGCUGUGUUGAAUGCGUGUUUUGCACUUGAGUAUUUUUUGUAACUGGGAGGGGAAAAGGAGCUUUGUGGGGCAAUCUGAUUUGGGACCAUGCUGUGGAUAGGGAAUUCUAGGCUCAGGGCAUGAUGAUCUUAUUUGGGGCGGGGGGGACACUCUCUCUUUAGAUGGGAAUGUAUACUAUUUGGCUUUGGUUGGACAGUAUUGUCGAAGCUACUAACAUGAGUUUGACCAAGCUGCGGGAGGCAGUGGAAGACAGGAGUGCCUGGUGUGCUCUGGUCCAUGGGGUCACAAAGAGUCGGACAUGACUAAAUGACUAAACAAGAACAACUAUUUGGCUUACUUCUGCAUUAGGGGGCCUUCCUGAUUAUUCUGCUGAAUGGAGACCUGGUCUUUUGCCCCAAAGUCCUGCCUUGAUGGCACCACUUACGAGAGCAGGAGGGAGUUAACCCCCUCCUGCACAUUAUGGUCCUGGUGAAAAUUGCUCCCUCAGGUGCUGUUUACAAGGGGAAGGAAACUGGUACUGGUGCAGUUAGCAGCUCCCCCUCCCCCGCCCCAGGGCAAAUACAUCACAAAACAGGGAGGGGAAGGAUUAAGUGCUUCCAUUUUGGGCCCCCCCCAUGGCCCUUGUCCGGAUCUUUCCCCCACCAUUUGACUGCUCAUUUUGAUGGCACAAGUGCAACCCAUGCAUGUAAUGUAGUGUGUAGUUUGGCACCACUGCAGCCAGAUGCAUGCAUAUAUCAACAGAAAGCACCAAUAAAAUGAUCAUUAUUAUAUAUUUAUUUAUUUAUAUUGAUGGGACUUUCUCCAAGUGAGUGCUCAUAGCUUUGCAGCUUUAGAACUCGAUCCUAUAGCAUCUUUCUUGACCUUACAGGUCCAACCAGAGCGGGAGAUCUCUGGAGAGAGAAAAAGUACCUUUAGCUGGGCAAACUUUCCCACAAGGGAAACUGUUUCAAGAGGAAACUUCCAGUUUGUAUGAAUAAAGGAUGCAAAUAAGAAAAGAAAAAAGUCCUGGUGGGAGGAAAAAGAGUUUCAAGGGAAGCUGUUGGGAUUAGUAGCAUAAUCCCAAAUGAGAGUGGAGGGAUAGAAACCUGUUUAGAUUGAGAGCUCUUUGGACAGUGAUGAAAUUGCUGUAAACUUCCCUGUCCAGGGACAGAGUUGGGUACAGAUAAAUAAACACUUGUCAUCCUAGGGAACUGGUCAUGGGUGUAAAUACAUUGCAAAUGCCCAGAGAAGCACAAUCCUAUAUUUCCUUCCUUGAAUGGCACAGCAAUGGGGACAUAUUUUUCCAAUGAGUCUCACUUGCACAUUCCAGAGCUGGUGAAGAGGUGGAGGCAGUUGUAUGUUGGCCACUAACGUUAUGCAACCGUGCUGUUUACAAUCUUGACAAUAGCAUUGCAGAAAGGGUUUUUAUCAGCGUUCCCAUAAUAAAUGUGAGGUUUCAUGAGGCAGGCUAGCCGAUUAUAAGUGCUUUGGCUGGCUCAGGGCGUGCAGGGAGGAAAGCCCUCAAGUGAGAACAAAUAUUCCCUGCCUUGAAUUUUUCUGGGUCAAAAGCAAACACGUUUGACCUUUUUCCUCCCUUCCCAUUCUCAGAGUUGGGAUAGGCCCUACAAAGUGAGCAUACUUGUGCGCUUACCUAGGAUAACUCUGUAGGAAGAAGCACCUUUAAUCAUUAAUAUUAAUAACAUCAAUAAAUGUAUUGCCUGUCCUUCACCAACGCCAAGUUGCAGGGCAGUUUACAAGAAUUCGAUAUUAAAACUAGUUAGAAUAAAUUACAGUCAUGGGAAUAGGGUGGGUCCCGAACACACACUUCUCAAGUGUCAAAGGUAAAGAGGUGUGCUUUCAGCAUUUUAUUGUUAUUAUUACUGUUCAUUUUACAGCUUUCUGUUUUUAAGGGGAAUAUAUUCAAAGCCAUUUAUAGCCUAAAUUAAAACAUCAAAUUAAACAAUCCAGAAUAAAAUGUUGCAAAGUCAAAUAAAAAGUAUACAUUCAAAGCAACAUGUUUAACAGGGAACUAAAAUAUUAUCUUAAAAGAUUUCAAAAUAAAACAUUACAAAGGAGGUCAGGUACAGAAUGCACAUUUAGCGUAGCAAAGUUAACAAAAAAGCAAUUAUCCUAAACACUUCAAAAGAAAACGUUACUAAAGGAAGUCAGAUAUAGAAUGCACAUGUAAAGCAGCAUAAUUAACAAGAGGUUAAAAUAUUAUCACAAGUAUAGAACAUACCUGCUGCCGUUGCUGCAAAUUGUCCCAAUGAUGGUUCAUGGCAGGCGGCGGCUGUGGAAGCUCAGGCUUUAUGACCUGGGCCUACACUAAGACACAGCCUUUUGCAGAAAGCUGCAUAGUGAUGGUGUCAGGAGAAUCUCUCUAGGGAAGGGAAUUCCACAGCUUAGGGGCUGCCAUGGAGAAUGGCCUCUCUCAGGCCACCACUAUCCCAAACUACUUACCCUACCAGGUCAAAUGAGUUUGCUUUGUGUCUGAUGCAAAUGUUCUACAUAGGGCCUCUGGAGCUAACCCUGUACUCUGUGGUUGAACAACAUCAUGGUCUUUGUGAAAUGAUUUAGAACCCGAGCAAAGCUCGUAGCACCAAGCCAGCAUUAAACCCGGACAAGAAGUUUGUAAAUAAACAUAUCUUUGCCACGAGCCCAGUAGUCAGUGACUUGCUGUUUCACAAUACCUUCAGCUGCAGUGGCUUUAUCUGUUACCUUUGCAUUUAUUGUUGCUGCAUUUUUAUCUUGCCCUCCCCCCAAGUAUCUCAUACGUAGUUCUUUUCUCUCCCCAUUUUGUCCCCAGAGCAAGGCUUUGAGCUAGAUCAGACUGAGAGUGUUGCGAGAAAACAAUAGGCCAUGAGUGGGCAUUUGAACCCGAGUCCCCCUUUUUCUAAUCCAACUUUCUGCUCACCAUGCUGGUUCAUCCCCGUGGCUUUUAUACGAAGGUGGGGUGGAGGACCUUUUUCGAGAGGACCACAUUCCAUCACGGUGAACCUCCCAGAGGGUGGCAUGCCAGUGGCAAAAACUGGUCAAAGGGUGGAUAUGAUCCAUACCUUUAGCACAGUAGGCUGCAUUCCAGCCAAGCAGAAGUCAGAGGCUUCUGCAUAGUCACCCAUGUAUACACCCCACACACUUCUCUCCAUGCACCGGCUAGGCGAGCAGUUUAAGGACACAUUUCAGCCAGGCAAAGGCACUUGGGGAAGUCAAGAGGCUGGACUGGUGAGGAGGUGUAUCCUGGGGAAAGCAGGUUUGGCCUAGAAAGCUGCAUCUGCCCCACCCCAUCCCCUGGCUUGAGGUUCCCUACUCCUGUUCUACACCCACUCGAUUUGUGGAAACUUCACCUUGUCAUUUCUGAAUGGGGUCAUAGUCACCUUUCAAAUCCCACAGCAGUUGUGUUUCUCCACAGUUUUGUGUGUGUGCACGCCUGCACAUGUGGAAACAUGCUGUUUAGUCUGGCAGCAGGACCACUACAGAAAUUCAUUAGUAUUCAUUACCCAGCAUGCUAGGUUUGAAGCUUUCCCUGGUUUCCCAUCGUAAGAAUGAACGCUGGUGUUGGCACAAUGAUGAUUUUGCUACCUUUUGUUGUUGUGUUCCAUCGGCAUGGCAAGUUUGCUUGGGAUGGGUUCUCUCCACCCGGCAAUCUGUUUGCUUGCAGGAUGGAGAGCGGCAGUCCCGUGUUCCUCUCCGUUAUGACAACAAGGCAGCCCUGCCCCUGGCGGGAUGAUGUCUGUGUGGAGCUGAGGUUUAGUCCUCGCUUUGUCUUCCCCAGGCGAGAGCUGGGGCAGUGCCAAGACCCUACCUGCGCAGACGUUGUUGGCUGUGCCAGAGAAACUAAACAAGCAGCGUUACUUUCAUAAGCUCCAGCAGCAGCUGCUAAACAUUGCUCUGGUUCCGGUACAAGGCAUUUCUCUGUUAAAUACACCCCUCAAGCUCUGGUCUGUCGGCACAAGAUAAUGGAGCUCCUAUUUGUUUUAUGGCACGGUGUUUACAGAAUGCCUUUCUCAAAAGUUACUCCAGAAAUAACAAACAGCAGCCUUUUCAGAGAAAGCCCUCUGUGCUGAGUAUUUCUUUCUCCCCACCCCACCCCCCACAUCACGGUUAUCCUUCAUCUGCUGUGGGAGAGGUUGAAUCACUUCCACAUGACUCUUGAGGUGGGAGCUCAGAGGCCCCUAACUGCUGAUGUUUAGCCACAGCUAGUGAUGGAGGAGAAGGAAGAGAAGGGAGCUGGUACCGCUAGUAUCGUGGUCCUUAGAUAUCUGCUCAUCGUGGCAAAUUCAUAGAUAAGAAGCUGCACGGAGACAUUUGGGAGCUUCUGGGGAAUUGGCAGCUGAAAGUAAUAAGAGUUGCUGAGGAAGUAGAUUGUUAACAAAAAAAGUAAAGGUAGCUUUUUUGGACCGUGAUGAAAUAUCCAAAAUCUAUUUUAGGACAAUACCCUUUAUUAAACUCAUCUUGUGAAAUAAUGUGCAAGCUUUUGAGUUUUAAAAAAAUUCUUCCAUCAGGCUGGAUGGCUAAGAAAGUGGCUUAGGGAAAAGGGAGAAGCUGAGCUGGCAGUCAUGCCAUGAGUCUGCAUCUGGUCAGAGUCUUAUGGCCCAAUGUGGGAGGAGGGAGCUAACAUCCUUAUUCGAACAUCUCCUCCUUCUGCCCACAUUCUGCCAUAAGACUCUGACCAGAUGCAGAUUCAUGAUGUCUUCCACGAGUUCCUUCCACUUUGCUUUGUUUUAAUUUAGCCUGGUGAAGAGUUUUGGAAAACCUGAAAGCUUUUGCUCUUAUUUUGUAAGAUUGUUGUUGACCUAAUAAUUGAAAACCUCAGUUCAGAAUUCAGCAACCAGAAAUGCCAGAUCUGAUUAGAAGUUCAUCUCCAUUUCAGCAUGGGAAAAUGGGGAGACCAUCUCAGACAAAUGCAUUGGCUGUUCUUUUGUUUUAAAGGUUCAGGAAAGGCAGGUUUUGAUCGGAGAAUGGUUAGGAUUGCUGGCUAAAUCAGUCCUAGUCCAGCUUCUGGAAUGGUAUCUGUGUUAAGUCUGUUGCAGCAAAACCAACGUCGUACCUUCAAGAUCAAUACAUUUUUUGUGGCAUCAGCUUUUCUGGCCUGCAGAGUCCACUUCAUCAGAUGUAUGGAGCAUUACCCUCAAUUGGCAAUUAGGUGUGCAUGUGUGUGAUAGACACAUUCGGAUGCAAAAAAGUAUACAGUCUGCAACAAAUUCAGUUAAGCAGCCAUUCACACCAGCAGUCAUAGAUGCUCCUAUCUAGGCAUUGCCCAUCUUAGUUCAAUAUGUAUCAACAGAGACAGAAGCUCAUACUCAGACCAAAACUGUGUACAGUGGUACCUCGCAAGACGAAUGCCUCGCAAGGCGAAAAACUCGCAAGACGAAAGAGUUUUUCGUUUUUUGAGUUGCUUCGCAAGACGAAUUUCCCUAUGGGCUUCGCAAGGCGAAAACGUCUUGCAAGUUUGUUUCCUUUUGGAUUUUCAAUGCAUUCCUAUGGGAAACCGUGCUUCGCAAGACGAAAAAUUCGCAAGACGAAAAAACUCGCAGAACGAAUUAAUUUCGUCUUGCGAGGCACCACUGUAUAUUUUGUACUGAAAAUCUAACCUGACCUAUAUACACUAUACAAAUCAGGGCCAGGCCGGGUUCCGGGGCCCAGAAAUCCCCAGUGGCACACAGGGUGGGACAGGGAUCCCUGCAUGGGGGUGCCUGGUUCACGCCCCCUGAAAAUCACGUGCCCGGGGCUAUGGCCCCCUGGCCCCCUCCACACUAUACCCCUGGUCGCAGUUGAGGAUGGGUUUGUCAAGGAGCAAAAUGCAACAGGAUGAAGUCAAAAAGGAUGUGGAUCUCUGGUUUCCAAGUGUCCCAAAUCUUUGGGGGAAUUAAGACCAGAAAUUCACUGGUCAUGUGGAGUGCUGUGAGGGGGGAAGGGGGGGUCACUGCUUUUUUAGUAGAACAGGAAGCCUUGCUUAAUCCGACUUCACAAUAGCACUUGCUUUGUAGUCUAUGGUGGCCAGGAAUUCAAUGAUGGCCAAGAAUUCAUAGGAAGCUGCCUCAUACCAAGACAGACUGACAGAGCGGGGGAUAGAUCAUGCCUUCUCCACCAGUCCCCUUGUUAGAAGGACACUGUUUACAAGCAUAAGCUCCAUUUCCAUGCCUGGUCAUGAAGAACACCCCUGCUCCCCUCUCAUGAGACACUGAAAGGCAGGAAGCUCGUCUCUUGACUGGCUAAUAAGUUUCCUUGGCUGGCCUACUCAUUUCAAAAAAUGCAUCCAGUAAUUGGAGUGCCAGAACUGAUUGUAACUGUUCCACAGUUGGGUCAGGCUUGCAAGAAGCCAUUUUUCUUGUCACCCAUGGGGAAUGAGAUUCUUCCCCACCCGCACCCCAGUGAUUGGGCAAUCUCAUUUCUGUGAAUGGGAAGAGAGUUGCUUCCUUUGUGGCUUGUCUAACAUGGGUAUGUAGAAGACAGGAUCACUAUUAAAACCCUCUGAAGACUAGUUCAUUCUGUUAAUUUAUUUGCAAGGUUAGCAAGCUCCUUGAACCUCAGCUCAAAAAGGUUUCAGUUGAAGCGUUUAAAGUAAGGAUGAGAAGUAAUAAUGGCCUUGAACCCAUUAAUAGGUGUUGUGUGCCUGACUGGUGGAGUUGCUUCUGAUGUCAUUCCUUGGAUUGUACACAUUUUACUGAGGCUUGGAAGCCAGAUUCCUUCCAGCUCUAAGAAAUGUCAGCCUUUGCUCAGAGCAAAUGUGCAGCAGUUGAAAGGAUGUUGCAAGGCUCCCUUGCUGCCUUUUUACCUGGUUCAUGUAAUGUUGGUAGGAAAGCAGAGUGUUGAUAACUUCGUGAUUGAAUCAGGAUGUAGUGUGUGUUUAUCUUGGCAGCAGCACCAAAAGUGGGGGGUAGUUUGGAGGAGGAGAGAGCUCUGUAAAUGAGAGAGAGAGCUGGUUCUUUUCUUUUCAAAGAGACCUUCCUGCUUUUUGCCUUGCUGAGACGAGCUGGAGAGAAUAAGUCGGGAAGUAAGUCCUGUUGAGUUCAGUGGGGCUUACUCUCAGGUAGGUGUGCCUAAGUUGUGCAGCCUUUGCAAGCUCACUCAAAAGUAAGUCUCCCUGAGUUCCACAGGACUUGCUUCCAAGUAAUUAUGCACAUGAUCACGACCUCAUUACAGCAAUGCACACUUAUUAAGGAACAAAUCCUGUUGAGCUUGGCGGGACUUGAGUAAACAUAUUUAGAGUUGGGCAUACAGUGGUACCUCAGGUUACAUACACUUCAGGUUACAGACUCUGCUAACCCAGAAAUAAUGCUUCAGGUUAAGAACUUUGCUUCAGAAUGAGAACAGAAAUAGUGCUCCGGUGGCACGGCGGCAGCAGGAGGCCCCAUUAGCUAAAGUGGUGCUUCAGGUUAAGAACAGUUUCAGGUUAAGAACGGACCUCCAGAACGAAUUACGUUCUUAACCUGAGGUACCACUGUAGCUGCUUCUCUCGACCAGCACACCUUUUGGUGGCAGUUGCACAUUAAAGAGGAUGCUCUUUCAGAAGCAUGAAACAAACCACUUAUGGCUAGGUGACACAAACACACACACUCUCUGGCUGUGUACACACCAUAUAUUCAAGGCACAUUCCCCCACCUGAAGGGAACAACCUUCAGAAAUUACAGUUUCCAGGAUCAUUGGGGAGAGGGGAGAAAUGUGUUUUGAACAUCUCGUCUACAAAUUGUCCUGUGCUGUUUAGUGGUAUUUUGCCUUCUUGCCAGCGCCUUUCUCGAGUGAGAUGUCAAGUUGCAUUUUGACAUGGACAACUGCCAAUCAUAUCAAGGCCGGAGUGACCCGCAAGUGCCCAAAGAGGGCAGCUGUUGCCAGCUGAGCAAGACCACUCAGGGGAAACAAGAGCAGGCAGGCCCAUUUUUCUGAGGGAGGGUAAGGUGGCUCCAUGCCGAAAUCUUACCAAGGAGUGGUCACCACAGAUAAGACUAGCACGAGCAAAUUAAGCAGCAGGAGCUCCUGAUACUGUGGACAAGGGCAUGGUCUCCAGUGUCGGUAUGAGAAGGGAGGUUGCAUAAGUGCGUAGGUCAAGAGAAAAAACAAAAGGGAUUUGAAAACGCAGAGGAAACUGGUAAUCCCCACUCCCUGCGCUUAUCUAGCACAGAGUAACAGCGCAAGUACAAAGAGCCAGCUAUGGAACCAUGCACACACACACACACACACACUCCAGGAAUCCGGAGUCUGCAAACAAACUGGUGAAUUGUUGGGUAACUAAAGCAGGGCCUUUAUUGCAGUGAUACAGCAGUAGGAACAACGCUUGCUGAGGAGGGGAAGCCCUAAUGAAUAGGUGACAAACCUGAGGGAGAGAAUUCCUUUGACGGUGCUUUGUCCAUAGUAGUCUUGGAGGAUCAAGGAAGCAAACUUAACUCAGGUAAUCAGCAUGAUUGCUGUUAACUGCAGCUUUUAAGGUAUUUCUUGAUUGUAUUUUAAUACCAUCUUUCCCCUUGACCCAAGAAGCUUAGGUGGUUUACAUGGAUUUUUGUAGGAAUGAAGGAAGCUGCAUUAUGUUGUCCGACCAUUGGUCCAUCUAGCUGAAUAUUGUCAAUGUGUUCCUCCUUUCUUUUCUGCAGACGGACCCUGUGAGGCAAAUCACAGGCCGUGUGAGACAGUGACUUGCCCAAUGUCACCCACUGAGUUGAGGUUUGGGCCCCCAGCCUGGCACUCUGUCUUGGCCUUUCCCAACUACAGGUUCCCCACCACUCAUACAGUGGUACCUCGGGUUACAUACGCUCCAGGUUACAGACUCCGCUAACCCAGAAAUAGUGCUUCAGGUUAAGAACUUUGCUUCAGGAUGAAUUCAUGGGAAGAGCACUAUAAAGUGCUGUUUAGGGAACAUCGUCCUUCUGCGCCGCUUAACAUCCCCUUAGAUAAUGAUACACCAUGGCCCCCAACAUCUGAAACUGAAAUCACUUCGCUAAUUCUACAAAUGAAAUCUGGCAAAGCCCCAGGAAGUGAUUUCAUUGUCGCUGAACUUCUGAAAGCGCAAAUAAACUGGUGGGCCCCAGUCCUUGCUAAUCUAUUUUCAUAUAUAGAUAAGACAACUGAAAUCCCUAAAGAUUGGGGACUAGCUAUAAUUGUUCCCAUAUUUAAAAAGGGCAACCCCUCUGAUCCAUCUAAUUAUAGACCAAUUAGUCUCCUGAACGUGAUCUGUAAACUUUAUACAAAACAUCUAUGCCUAAAAUUAUGGGAAUGGUUAGAUCAUAAUAACUUGUUAGAAAUUGAACAAGCAGGGUUUACAUCCGGACGUUCCACCAUUGAUCACUGCUUAGUGUUAGAUUACUUUGUCUAUAAGUAUGCGAAAUAUUGGAAAAAGUCAUUAUAUGCGGCCUUUGUGGACUUAAAGGCAGCAUUUGAUUCUGUAUCCAGGAGCAGGCUCUGGGCCAAAUUGGCCAAUAUGGGUAUUAACAGAAGGUUAUUACUUCUGAUGAUUAAGCUUCAUGAGAACAAUACCCUCCAGAUAAGACUCGCACAGGACGGCAGACUCUCUAGAGAAAUCUUAGUCCAAAGAGGAGUUAGACAAGGAUGCCUAUUAGCCCCAUUCCUAUUUAAUAUCUAUGUUAACUCCCUGGUUACAUGCUGCCGUGAAAUUGAAACCCACCCCCCUGUGUUCUCUAAUGGCAGAAAAGUACCAAUUCUAAUGUAUGCGGAUGACGCUGUUCUUCUCUCUCAAACCAAAGUGGGUCUGAAACGUGCCUUAGGAAAGUUUAGUGACCAAUGUAACACUGAACUGUUAACAAUUAACUUUGCCAAAACCAAAAUUGUACAUUUUAACCGCUCCUUUAGGAAGGAUAAUUGGAGCGUAAAGGGAAACGCCAUUGAACAGACUAAGACCUUCCAAUACUUAGGCAUUACUUUCUCUUAUAAUGCCAAAUUCUCAACACACUUGACCACAUCAGCUAUAUCAGCAGAAAGAAGUGCAAAUGCUAUCCUUAGAUUAUUCAGAAGGAAAGGAGCUGGCUUCCUCCCGAUGGCCCUAACAGUCUUUCAGGCAAAAUCUUUAGCCCAACUUCUAUAUGGCUCUCAAAUUAGCCCCUCUGCCAACCUUAAGACCUUUGAAACAGUACAAUCUAAAUUCUUAAGAUCAUUAUUUGCUACUCCUAAGUGUACACCUAAUGCAGUCUUAAGGCAAGAGGCAGGACUGCCCAGAGUGGAAUUAAAAGUCUGGGAACAAGCAAUAUCCCUCUGGCUGAAAAUCCAUUACAAUCCUAAGGGUCUAUUACCUUGCUUCCUGGCUGCAGUUCCCUAUCCUCCUUGGCUUAUGCAAAUAACUAACAAGAUCAAACAAAUUGGCCUAAACCCUGAAAAUAUUUUUAUUGGAACUCUGAACAAGGCCAAGCUACUAUCACUCAGAGACUUUAUGAUAUCGAAUUACAACAAGAAGGCGCCCUACUCCCAGAGACGUAUAGAUGUUUAAAAGCUUGGCCUAAUUUUGCAGCUGCCCCUUACUUAACUAACAUCACUAACGAAACCUAUAGAUGGGCUUUCUCUAGAGCCCGCUUUGAGACAAUGCCCUCAGCAGUGCUGUACGGCAAAUUCACGCGAGUUCCAAUGCAUGCGCGUCUCUGCCCUUGUAUGUCUAAUAAGGUAGAAUCUGUCACACACAUUCUUCUAUCUUGCGAAUUCUAUAGUGAAGAACGAGUUCAACUUAUUUUACCACUUCUAUCAAAAUUUAUACCCCUUCAAUAUUAUUUGGAAUCCUCCCUGAAAUUCUUCGAAAAUACCUCCUGGAAGAUUCCUCAAGCUCAGUAUCAUAUGAGGUGGCUAAAUUUUGCACUUUAGUAAUUAAGAAGCGUAAAUCUCUUCUGUUGAAUGGCACACUGUGAAGUUCUCUUGUGUAACCUUUUUUCUUUUCUGAAGUUGUUGCUGUUUUCUUGUUGUCUGAUCUUAUGGUGUUUAGUGUCACUGGCUUUGGCCGCAAUAAACUUGAACUUGAAAAUGCUUCAGGAUGAGAACAGAAAUCGUGCUCUGGCGGCGCGGCGGCAGCGGGAGGCCCCAUUAGCUAAAGUGGUGCUUCAGGUUAAGAGCAGUUUCAGGUUAAGAACCGACCUCCGGAACAAAUUAAGUACGUAACCAGAGGUACCACUGUAAUACAUUCUUAUAGCUCUUUAGAAUAUAAAGACUACACAGUAAUUCGUUGUUAACAGGUUAGCCAUAGCAAAGAAGGGGAGACACAAAGAAACCUGACUGGCACACCAGCAACAAAUAAUGCCCUGUACAAUGAACCUUUUAAAAUAACGGGGGAAUAUGAAGAAGAGCUGCGGAAGGGACAUGGAAGAGACUUAAGGGCCUCGCAUACAAGGUUACCAGGUUAAUGCGCUAGAUCGAUGGGAUAAUAAGGACUGACAAAACCCGGGACCAGGAGGAAGGGAUGCUGGAUGAAGACUGGAUUGUUUUUAUUUCUUUUUUUUACUACUAGGAUUGUUUUAUAAAAUUGAUGAAUGUUAGAAAAAUGUUGGAACGAAAUUACUUGGCUUUAGCAAAAAUGUUUAAAGAAUUAUGUAAGAAUAUUAUGGUUAUGAGAAGUUGGUAAAAAUAAGAUUUAAGUUUUAAGCUUUAAGGUUCUUUAUAGUAAGAUAAGAUUAAAAUAGAUUAAGGUAAUGUAAUGACAGAAUAUUAUGAAAUAUGGAAAGGAUUUGCUGCGACAAUUAACAACUAGGAUACAAAAAAGGGAGGAGGAGGAGGUCAAAGAAAGAAGGUAAUGACAGUUGAGGAUUUGAGAAUGAUGGAUUUGUUAUUGAGUGUUUGUGGUGUAUUUUUGUUUUUUGAAUUUGUAUUGUUUGAUGUGGUUUGUUUUUUCUUUGUUUUUUCUUUCUCUUAUUCUGCUUUGUUCUCUUUUGUAAUUCUAAAAAUUUCCAAUAAAUAUCAUUUAAAAAAAAACAAAAACGGGGGAAUAAGGCAGCAGCAAAGUUUGAGCCUUCAAAAAUGGGGCCGAUGAAAAGCAGUUUGGUAGUCAAGGCAGCUGUUCAGUGCCAUGCUCCUGGGUCUCUGCUGGUGUGGUGGCAAGAAAACAGGAGAGGAGGGUGGAGGCAGAAGGAACUCCAAGCAAGCAGGAGAAAGCCCCAUGUGCCAAUUUUCUGUAAAGCCAUAUUUCUGACCUGGUUUAUCAUAAAAAAUCAGGGUGGUGCAAAACAGUAAGACAUAAAACACUAUUUAAAAACAAUACAAAUAAUAAUUAAAGGGUUUGGCCGAUCAGUCAAAACAACAGCAAAUGCCUGUUUUUGUGAAAAGGCCUUCAAGAGAUGGCUGAAAGUCAAAAGCAGGAAUGGCUGCUGAAUCUCUGCUGGGAAAGUGGAACCAACAGCACCAAAUGCCUGACUUCUAAUGGAGGCCAAUUGAGUCUCUGUAAUAUGGCGGGCAGCUAACAGCACUCUUCUGUCUGAUCCCCAGCACAACACUGGCUUGCAAGGAAGCAUUCUCAAUUUGUUUUCUUCUGGAAUUGUCUUCCGUUAAAGGCCCACCAAAGCUUAAGUAUGGUUUUUGGAGAAGUUGGCCAUAAGUGGAAUGCCACCAAGCCUGGUUUGCAUAGUUUCUAGCACUCAAGUCCAAACGUUGAAUUUUCAAUAGUUCAUCUAAUGAAAUGCAAAAUCGCUCCCGAAUAAUUCUCUCGCAGUGGCCUUCUGUAGGCUGCUUGACCCUAAUCAUCCAGAGUCUUGGGGCUUUUCAGAUCAGAUCUCUUCAGACACUGCAAAAACUGUAUGGCAAUAAAGAUGUUGAGAAGCUUUUAACAGACAUUUCCUUAAAAGGCCAGUGCUUUUUCGAAACGUUGACUUCAUAGAAAUUCCUCUCUUUCUUUUGUGCAAAUUGAUCUCUUUGUAUAAUAACCAUCCCCAGCCAGGCUAUAAAUCACUGCCUUCCAUGAGGUGACAACAGCUUAAAGAGUUUUCUCAAGUGUCUGUGCAUCCCCCAUUGACCCCAAGACAGUGCUCUGAUACAAUAUGAUCACAUGCACCGCACCAGGCAGUGAUUUGUUGGUUAGAUAACAUACUAUGAGUAAGAGAUGGUAACAAAACUGACUCUCCUUCCUUUACUGACACACACAUGCUUGCAAACACUGAACAUGGUAUAGUGAUUGACAGUAUGUCAUUUAGGCUUAGUUUACUUAAAUCUUUGCUUGCAGCCAGCAACUCUCUCUCCGUGCUGCUUAUUCAUUCCUGGGGUUUUUUCCCUUCUGGCACAGUAGUAUCUGGUAGAUGGGAAUUAGAUAUUUGUGGGCUUGGGCUAAUGCAGGCACCCCCAAACUCAGUCCUCCAGAUGUUUUGGGACUACAGCUCCCAUCAUCCCCAGCUAACAGGACCAGUGGUUAGGGAUGAUGGGGAUUAUAGUCCCAAAACAUCUGGAGGGCCGAGUUUGGAGUGCCUGGGCUAAUGCAUGGCAAAUUCUGCCCUUAUAAGUGAUUUGAGAAGAAACUACCACUUGCACCCAUCAAACGCUUUGAUUCUCUGGUUUAAAUAUGAUCUCACAGCUACUGAGAGAGACACCUGGAUCUCUCUGGAUUAAAAUAGCCUUAUAUUGGUUCACAGAGUUUACAGCAGUUUUGAAACCUCUUGAGCUUUUACAGCCAAAGUGUCUGUGAUUGGCUUUUCCUGCCAAGGAUGGGGGAAUUUGUCAGUUCCUCCAAGUUUCAAUUUUUUUCCUACUUUUAAGUCCAGUUCUCCCCAUUUCCAUGUACAGUGUGGGGUUGUUGGGGUUUGUUUUUUUAAGUCCCCGUGAAAAUUCAUCAGUGAAUUUCUCUUAAUAUACAAAUGUUUCUAUGCAUUUUUGCCUAAUGUACACAUUGUUGCAAAGCAAUUCCCCCUAAUAUAAUGCAUUUUUGUAUCGUAUUUUCACCAAUAUGUGUAUUUUUAUGCACACUUUACCCUACUACAUGCUGUACACAUUCCUUGGCUGGAGAACUGCAUUGCAAAAUUCAGAUAAGAGCGAAUUUCAAAGAUUGGCUGUGUUUCUGUUCGUGCAUUUUGGGAAGUGCAAAUUAAGUAGGUUUGCCUUUCAGCAUGAAUGGAAUCUAAUCUCUCCCUCCAACCCUAAUUCCUACCUAGGUGUUAAGUCCAGGCUCUCUGUUUUCCCCCACCCUUCUAAAGGUAGUGGGAUUCUAUGUUCUUUUCAACUGGAUUUUAUUUUAUUUAUAUAGCACCACCUGACCCAAAGAGGUUGCAAACUAAAAUUCAACAAGGAGGAAGCAACAGAGAAAUGGGAGGAAGUGGGGGCAGGGUAAAAAAUAAAAAGGAAAGGAAAGUGUAUUGUUUCAGAUGUAUGUGCUAGACAGAAACGUUUCAACAGGCAGCUGAAAGGCCAGAAAGGUGUGUUUUCGGAAUGCCUUUCCCAGUCAGUUCUGGUAGGUACCUUUGUUGCUAUCUUGCUCAGUGCUGGUUUAAGACCUUUUUUGUUUUCCAAAGCUUUUAACUGAAUUUGUUGUCCCUGCUGAUCUGUUUGUUUUACUGGCUGCUGUUCCUGUGGCUGUUUUAGAAAUUGUUUUGCUGACUGCUGCUGCUUAUUUUGUUGCGCUGAUUUCUUAAAUAGCCUUUUGUCAUUGAGUUUUUAUGAUGUUUUCUGUUAGCUGCUUUGGAGAUUUGAGUGUUGGGAAGCAGCAACUAAACAUUGGAAGUAAAAUUAUGGCCUUUUUAACUGGAGAGUUUUCAAAAGGCAAAUCAUUUGUGUGACAUAGGAUUAGACUGCACAUCUGGAUCCCAUCUUAUACAUGUCUACUCAGAAGCAAGUUCCAUUGAGUUCUGUGGGAUUUACCCCCAAGGAAGUGUAUAUAGUCUUGUACCCCAAGUUAGUUGCAUUUGGUUCCCAUUAUUUCAGUGGAACUUAAACUGAAGUCAUGACUGACUUUUUACAUUGAUGUUAGUGGGACCUCAGUGGGACUAACUUAGGUUAGAUUUGACCCAAUGUGAAGUGCACUAUAGCCAGUGUGGAGUCGUGAUUCAACUCUGUCCAGAAAGAGUUCAAAUCUCCAUGCCAAUGUGAACCGCCCUGAGUGGCUGGGGGCCAACCAUUGUCUCUCAAUUGAGCCUACUACACAGGAUUCUUGUGAAGAUAAAAGUGAGAUCACCCCCAUCCAUAUUGGCCACCAUGAGCUCUUGGGAAGCUGGCUAUGUUGGGAACAGGACUAGACGGACCUUUGGUCCAAUCUAGCAAGGUUCUUAAGUUUUUCUACUACAAAUGCCACUUAAAAAUUUAAAUCCUCUGUAAUACUGAUUGUGUUUAAAACAGGCAUAGUCAAACUCGGCCCUCCAGAUGUAUAGGAACUACAACUCCUAUCAUCCCUAGCUAACAGGACAGGAAUGAUGGGAGUUGUAGUCCCAACACAUCUGGAGGGCUGAGUUUGCAUGGUUUAAAAUGUAUUGAAGGCUGUCAGUACAUGCUUUGAGCUGCUGCCUACUCAUCAUUCAUGAACCACUUACUAGAUGUGGACUCAUUGUGUGUCAGCAAUUCCCUUCCUGCUGUUUCAUACUUCGAAGGUGGAGAAAUUAUAGUGCAGAUAAGAGCAAUUGCCUCUGCGUCUCAUUUUGAUGAUGGUGGUGAUGUUUUCAGGGCGAUGAGAAGAAAUUCAGAUAUUACCUUGCCCUGCCCUUUCCUGCCCCCUCCAUUUCCCUAUGACUAGAUUUCUAGAGGGUUAUGUCUAAAAGUGCUUUUUAUCUGUUAGCACAAAGAUGCCAAGGGAGGCUCUUCUCCUUCGCUCCAGCUCCCUUUGUUCCACUCUUGACAACAGAAAAGCAGCUCAAGACUGGGCUUAACUGUACUCUCCCCCCCCCCCCCAAGGAAGCAGCCUGAUCAUUGCCAGUUUCUCUGCCUUGGCUAGAAGAUCCUCUCUUGUUCCAACCAGCACUGCUCUUUGGGAGUCAGGAGAACCAAGUUUGACUUAAUUUCACUAUGUUCCUUGACUCUUAAACUCUCUGCUUGCAGAACAGGAAAAGGAAGUUCCGCUUCCACUGGGAACCAAUACCCUCAAUUCUGACCUAUCUUGGUUUUCUUUAACAUUAACCCGUUCUGUGGUUACCGUAGGUGUGAGACGUGGCUUUCUGACCACAAUAGCGCUGUCUGUCUUCUGCCAGACCUUUGCAAGCUUUACAUUUCAUAACAUUUAUAUGCAGUCUAAGGGUAAACAGACUUGUUGACUGAUUCCCGUUACCUUGCAUAAGCUGUCAGCUGAAGCCUUUAUGACAAAAGAAUACAGCCAGUUUUACAUUAUUGUGUAUACACUGCAUGCUGUCAGUUUGCUGAAAAUAGACUCUGCUCCCAUUUUUACAUGUUGUCAUAAUAUUUUAUCGAGUCUAAAUAGACAGGAUCCAGAUCUCCUUUCUCUUUCUCUUUGUGGUAAUUGUGAAUGAAAAGACAAUGUUUUAUAUUCAUUUGAUUCCUUUUGUUGCCACAAUCUUAAUCUUUUUUUAUUCCAUGUAACUGAGGAGGCAUAUGUGACAGAAAAGUAGGAAACAAGACGCUGCUAUAACCAAUGUCUUCCCUCUGAUGUGAAGCCUCCUGGGACUUGUAAUGCCAUCCUGAUAGCCAAUGGGAUUUGCUGUCUUUAGAUAGAAUGACAAGGAUGAGAAAGGCUGGACAGAGAGUGGGAUUUGCUUUCCUUCAGAUCUGCUGUCACCUAUGACUUUACCUGGCCUUUUGCUAAGCUGGUUUAUUUUUAAUAUAUGAAAAGGCAGCAGGUUACAGAAAAAGUAAGACAGCUCCCUUUCUGCUUUUCAUUAUUGGCAAACUAUGCUCCUCAAAGGUUAGACUUGCAGUCCUGGUUCUCAUGGGGUCUUUGAGGUUGGUUCCAAAAGAGCAAACUAUUUUGGUGCAUCAGUUAAAGUGUUAGACUAGGACUAGGCAGAUCUAGUUCCAAAUCCUCACUGAGUUGCAAAUCGUUCUGGGUUGGUCGGUCUCCCUCCGCUAACUCAGGCUUGCUGCGAGUAUGAAAUGAAGCAGGGAGGGAAGAGCCCCUGAGCAUCUUUGUAGGACGGUUGAAAUUAAAAUAUGAUCAAAUAAAUAAAUAAAAGAUAGCCCUAUUAGUAAGCAGUUCUUACGCUUCUAUACCUGCAUUAACUUGGGAAUAAGUCUCAGUCAUCUUAGUGGGGCUCACUUCUCAAUAGGUAUGCUGCAUGUGCAUUGCCCUGUAAGGCCACAUUCACACCUAAUAAUAAUAAUAAUAAUAUAGGAAUGGGGGGACACCCCCGAAAUCCUAGGAAUGAAUAAAUAUUAGGAUUUUGAUUAAUUGGGUAAUUUGAGGGUAAACCAUACACAGCACGGGUCUGCCCUUGUGGCUCGUUGGAAGUUGAAACUGCUUCACAUGUACUAUUACGUUGUCGUUUUUAUGAGGAUAUACGUUUGACUUUUAUUACACCUGUUUUGCAAAAGUCCAGGAAAGAAUCGGAACACCAUAGUUUAAAAUUACUGUUAGAGGACAAGAAUCCCAAGACUACAUUAAAUGUAGCCAAAUUCUGUGUGUCUGCAAUUAAUCGCAGGAAGCAAGUGGUAUCCCAUAAUGACCAAACCCCCAAAUGUUAAUUAUAGGGGGCAUGCUAAUAAUUAAUUUUAAUUUUUAUAUUUAAAUCCUUGUUAUAUUUAUAUUGUCCUCUGUAUUUCUGAUAUAUAUAUUUUUUUUAUGAUCUGUGAUAUUGUGUGUGUUGACGCUGGUCUGUGACCGUAUUAAUAAAUUCAUUCAUUCAUUAAUUGGGAUAUGGAUUAAGACACCAACUGCAGAGCUGUGCCUGACUUUUGUAAUAGUCAUAAUAAUAAUAAUUUAUUAUUUCUAUGCCACCAUCUGACUGGGUUGCCCUAGCCACUCUGGGUGGCUCCGCACAAAAAUUAGUAAAAACACAAUUCAACAUCAAACACUAAAAACUUCCCUGAUGCCACUUUAAAUAAACACGGUUUCCCUCAGAUAAUUCUGGGAGCUGUUGCUUGCUAAGGGCGCUUCAGGGUUGUGAGGAAGCCCUGUUCUCCCCACUGAGCUACAAUUCCCCAAGUUCCCUAUGAACAGAGAUUGGUUGUUAAACUACUCUGAGAGAGGCAGUUCUGAGGGGAUAUGGGGCCUCCUAACUCUCAUCACCCUUAACAAACCACAGCUCCCAGAAUUCUUUGAGGGAAGCCAUGACUGUUCAAAACUGGAUCAAAGUGCUUUAAAUGUAUGGUGUGAAUAUGGCCUUAGAGAAGAUUUGGCGCUGUUUAAUGUACUGCAGCCAGCCUGUCAUAAUCACACAAUCAGGGCAUGUGAAGCCAUUCAGAAGAGGGAUUUAUAAGCUGCUUAUGCAAACAGCCUGUAGAUAGGAUCAUUCAUCUGUCUUUAAAAUAAACAUCAAGGUGAUUAACAGGUGGCUGAGGUAAGUACAAAUGCAUAUGAAGUGUGGCUUCUUUUACAAAAUGCCUGAUGAAUGUUGUCUGAAAUUUGCCUGAAGUCACAAGACAUGGCCUGGCUCCCUCUUGCAGGAGAUCACUUUCAACAAUGAAGAGGAGUUUAGGAUCACUGUGCCAUCUUUACAGAUGUAGUGGCAUGUUUGUUUGUUUUUAAAUGGAUAUCUUCCAGGUUUUCUGGGCUGAGCUCAUGUGUAACGUUGCAGCCUUGCAGGAAUAAUCCAUUUGCCCAGCCAACGUUAUGGCUGAGCUAGUUAGCUUAUAGCUUCCAGCUGCGGCAGCUCCUGUGAUCUCUGGCAUACAUUUCAGGAGUAUCACUUGUUCUUACUGUGUAGUUCAGGAAAGCCACAAGUGUUGCUUUGCAGUUUAUGUUGCUGAUGGAGAAAAACCAAGUACAUUGGAAAUGCCUUAGCCUGGAACAGCAGAAUAUGUCUUUGAGGAAAUGGCGGUCAGUUUCUACAAAGGAAACUGUCAACAUGUUGGGCUGCCUUGGGGAGUAGGAAAGAUAGCAGAGCUCAUGUAUAUAGCCCUACAAGGCCUACAAAAGGGGUCAUCUUAGUUGUUUUAGUCCAUCAUUUUCCAGUUCUCACUUCCCUGACUUUCGGACUCCUUGUUAUGUCCUCCUGUUGUUGAUUUCACCUUCUCUAGGAUUUUCUCUUCAGUCUUAGGUGCUUGUCAUCUUCACCGUCUUGACAUCAUCAAUCCCUCUCAAAAGUAAUAUGUGUGUCAUUCCUUAAGGUUAGAUCAAAUGCAUCACUUCUCAUUUCGCUUUUCUGCUGUGGGGGACACACCAAGCAGUUUGCUACAUAACAAAAUUAUUUAAAAUGUUAUGGGCAGCAAACAGCCUUAAAAGCAUGAUAGUUGAAACAUCAGCAGAUAAAAAUCAGACCAGGAGAGUAAAAGCAAAACAACAAAAUGACAGAAAACUUAUAAAGCAUCAGUUCCUGAGCAAGUGGAUGACAAUGAUAGCUGAGUAAAUAUUUCCAGGACAGUUUUCCUGUGUGCUCGAAUUUAUUCUCUCUUCUCUUUCUUCAGUGGAAUACCCAAUCAGUGUGCAUUGAAUUCACAGGCAGCAUUUCAUCUAGACACAGACACACCUAGACACAUAGCUUCAGCAAUGUUGGUGUGUUGUGUCCUCAGACCACGUCCUGGGACAAAGUGCUUUGCAUAGAUCAGAAGUGGAGAAGCUGUUGCCUUCCUGCAGCUUCCACCAUCCCCAGCCAGUGGCCAUGGUGAUUUCCAUCCAUCAUCCUUGGCAAAUACAGGAAAGUUGGACUUUUUAAAUGGUUCUUACAUUGCAUUUUGUCCUAUUAGGAAGUUGUUCCCUCCCAGUGUGAGUAAUACGUUUUGUUUACUCUUAAGUCUGAUUUUUGCAGUUUUAUUUAUUCAGUGUUGUAAUGUAUGCAAAGUUUAGUUUGCCUAGAGCAGGCUUCCUCAACCUCGGCCCUCCAGAUGUUUUUGAGACUACAGUUCCCAUCAUCCCUGACCACUGGGCCUGCUAGCUAGGGAUCAUGGGAGUUGUAGGCCAAAAACAUCUGGAGGGCCAAGGUUGAGAAAGCCUGGCCUAGGGAAUGUAGACUGUGGGAUGAUUAAGGACUAAAAUAAAUAAAUAUACUCUGAAGCAAAAAGGGGGCUUGUAACACUAAGCAAGACUAUGACUUGUCUCCAGCAGUAUGGCAGCAGCAGGAGUAGAGUAGAAGGGAAGGGCCUAUGGAUUUCAGCAGUGUGCACUAGCAUGCUGCACACUCGCAUUUAAACCAUAAAGGUAAAGGUAAAUGGACCCCUGACCAUUAGGUCCAGUCGCAGACGACUCUGGGGUUGCAGCGCUCAUCUUGUUCUAUAGGCCGAGGGAGCUGACGUUUGUCCACAGACAGUUUUUCUGGGUCAUGUGGCCAGCAUGACUAAGCCGCUUCUGGCGAACCAGAGCAACACACAGAAAUGUCGUUUAUCUUCUCGCCGGAGCAGUACCUAUUUAUCUACUUGCACUUUGACCUGCUUUCGAACUUCUAGGUUGGCAGGAGCAGGGACCGAGCAAUGGGAGCUCACCCCGUCGCGGGGAUUCGAACCGGCGACCUUCUGAUUGGCAAGCCAUAGGCUCUGUGGUUUAGAUCACACGUCCCUAGUUUAGUUUAUUUAACUAUGGUUUAACUUUAAAGUGACAAGCAUACCAGGCCAUUCUCUUAGAGAAGGUGCUUUCUGAGCCUGUUUCUUCUCCUCCUUGUGUGUUUUUGGGGUGUGGCAAACAGUAGUUUUCCUUCCAAUUUAAAAAUGUUCUCUAAAAAUAGAUCAAAACUGUUAGUGUAGCCUACUGUGCCUCAGGAUAUGGAGAGUUUCCUUUCUCACUUGGGACUUAAGACUGCAAUCCUGUACCCACUAAAUGUUGAGGAAGCCUCACUGAUCUUAAUGCAUCUUACUUCUGAGCAGAUAUUCACAGAAAUGUGCUGCUAACCUCCUGCGUCCUACAUGCUGGAAAAGGCUUGUCUGCCUUCUGCUUCACACAUGUGCCAAAUGAGACACUGUACCAUUUAGCUGGUGUGAUGCUAGCACAGAAUCUAAUAGCAUCUGAUCCAAGUUUUUGUUUUGACAUAUAAAUCUGUACUGUUUGCCUUCUCUUCAUCUCUCCUCUCUUCUCCCAAUUCCUUCAUGACUACUGAAUAGUAGCUGGGUUUAGGGUUGUAUGAAAGUGGAACAGCUUCCAGAAUGCUUGAGAAAUUAUGUUGGGGUUGGUUUUUUUACUGUCAUUCUAUGAACAAAUGUCAUGCUGUGUUUUUUUAAAGCGUGUACUAUGAAGUUCCAUUUAAUACAGUGGUACAUCAGGUAAAGUACUUAAUUCGUUCCAGAGGUCCAUUCUUAACCUGAAACUGUACUUAAUCUGAAGCACCACUUUAGCUAAUGGGGCCUCCUGCUGCCGCCGCACCGCCAGAGCACGAGUUCUGUUCUUAUCCUGAAGCAAAAUUUCUGGGUUAGCGAAGUCUGUAACCUGAAGCGUAUGUAACCUGAAGUGUAUGUAACCUGAGGUACCACUGUACAAUACAAAACAGUAUUUUCAACCUGUGUGCUGGAAGAGAGACAUGGACUCAGGAAACCCUGUUCUGUAUUACGCAGAAUAGUUUUUGGAAAAGGUUGCCUUUCACUAAGGACUCUUCUACAAAGAUAAACAGUGGGAAGGUUAAUAGGCCAUAAGAUUGGAGUGUGUUUUAUGUGGUGGUUUUUAAUCUAUGGUUUUAUGUGAUGCAUUCUGCCCACUCCUAGAAAGUGGAUGUUAACUGAGUGAGCUGGAGGUGUUAAAAGAGUCAGGCUGAGAGUAGGCCUAAACCGUACCACAUAUAAUACUAAGUCAAGCAAAUCCUAGAGAGGAUAAAGGGAGCCUUUCGAAGUCACUUGCUAGUAUAAAAAAUGGGGUUUCUUGAAAUGCAUAAGGCCUCUGGACUUGAAUGUGUUCUGUACUGAUUAAUGAAUAACUUCCUAGUGUACUUCCUUUUAAACAUAAUGAAAAUGUAUUUUUGUCUCUAAAUACACUGCCCCUUCAGUGUUCAAUAACUAAUAGUCAGGACACAUCUUCUAGGUCACCGAAUCAUAGUGUCUGGUAUUCUCAUCAAACAGCUGCAGAAGCUUCAGUUAAUAAAGGCAUAACAAAUGUUGCUCUCCUGGGAGACAUUCCUUUCUCCCUAAGUAGUACCAGCCAGCUUUCAAUUAAGGGAGAACAUUUACAUUUCUCCCCUCUUCAAAUACUCCUGCAGUUGGUUUUCCUUAUGGAAGAUUCCAGAACUACAUUAAAAAAAACCAAAAACCAAAAAAAGACUUGCAGGCUUGUCCAUUACAAUUAUGUAAGACCCAAAACUGCCCAGCCACAGGCUUCCUGAGCUUUGCCUUGUGUCCUGGGCUUUAAGCCAGAGACUCCAAGCAAAGCUCAAAGCCCAAGGCAUAAGCUGUGUCCACGUUCCCAUUUACUGCACACUUGCUGCGUUUCCAGUGCUGUCUCUGUAAUCUAUGAUUGUGGGGUGUUAUUCAAAAUUCAUAUAUAUCCUGUACUUUGUUGUAACCUACUAAAGACUGGUGUGUUCUCGCUCAAGCCAUCUUCCCACUGACUGGCGUCUUAAGUUCAUACCUAACCUAGCCAUUUAAGGGGUAAACACCUUAGCAUAGGGCAAAGACACCCCUGCCCUGUCAGUGCCCUCCUGCCCCUGGUGUGUACAAAAACAGAAAACACAAUGGAAGCCUUGCUGGGGUGAGGAGCUGUGAAACAAAUGGGGAGGGGAACAUCAUUGCACUUUAAGGCAGUAUUGAGAACACACCCUUAUGUGACAAGCACAGCUAGGUUGCGGUGGGGGGCAGCGGUUUUGGGGGGAGUCACCCUAGACAGGUUUGCUGUAUACAAAUCCCAUGCUAUGGAAAGAGUGCAACUGCAGAUUGAGCAGCCUGAAUCAUGUGUGUGAAACCUUGCCAAUGUCAACUUCCACCUGCAAUUCCGUGCUUGGGAGUAAGCACCAUUGAAACACUGGGGCUUGCCUUUGAGUAGACCUGUCCAAUGGAGCAACUCUUGUAAGUUGUAAAUACUAAAUAAAUGCAUAUUUUUAUUUUCCGCAAGUGACGUUUUUAAAGUAAAGAAAUAUGGAAAAGCCUAAUCAUUUUUUAAGCUGCCUAUUAUGAUGUAUUUGCUUUCCUGGUCUAUUACAGAAAUGCAAUACAGUGGUGCCCCGCAAGACGAAUGCCUCGCAAGACGGAAAAACCGCUAGACGAAAGGGUUUUCCGUUUUGAAGUUGCUUCGCAGGACGAAUUCCCCUAUGGGCUUGCUUCGCAAGACGAAAAUACCUUGCGAGUCUUGAGAUUUUUUUUUCGCUUUUCCCCCCCUUAAUCUAAUCUGCUAAGCCUUUAAUAGCCUUUAAUAGCCUUUUAGCAGCUAAUCCCCUAAGCCUUUAAGCCUUUAAUAGCCGCUAAACCGCUAAUAGCGCUAAUAGCGCUAAUCCGUCAAUGGGCUUGCUUCGCAAGACAAAAAAACCGCUAGACGAAGACUCUCGUGGAACGGAUUAAUUUCGUCUUGCGAGGCACCACUGUAUAAGGUUCCUCCUUUCGUCCUGCCUCCAUUUCCUGUCCUGCUUUCUCAUGUUCCUUUAUUGGUAAAAUUACUGGUUGGCACAUGCAUUCCAAAAGUGAGGUUGGAGGCCAUUGGAGCCUGCCAGUCAGUCUUGCUGGGGUUGUCCCAUCUCCAGAACUAGGGGACAUGAAGUACAGUAUUUGAAAUUAUGCUGUCUUCAUCCUGUUUUCUGAACAAUAUUGUUUCUUUCACAAUGUGGAGGUGGAGAUGGGAAAUUGUUUAAUUUUUGUUGUGUACUUUCAGAUGUUUAUUUAUUGCUUAUAACUACUUUUGUUAUGCUUGUAAUUGGGUUUUCUCGUUGCAAGCUGGCUGGAGCAUGGUUUUAACUAUGGGAAUAAGUGCUUUUUUCCUAGGAAAAUAGGUGCCGGUACUCACCAUAAAGUUGUUACAGUAAGUGUCCCACUUUUUAACAACAACAGCAAGAGGUGAGGAUACUGCAGACCCUUGAUUACCCCCUGUAAAAAAGCACAUAUGGGAAUUAUAUAUGUAUUAUAUGUGUAUGAGAUUAAAUGGGUGAAACCCUGAACAGCAGUACUCCUCACUGCUAAAUUCCCAUUCUUGUUUGUUUUAACAAGCACCUAUUUCAUGCUCUAAACAGAGGCAAUGAAGACAUGAUGCUUAUGUCAAGCAGUAGUAAUAAUUGGAACGGGUACUCUCUUGUCAGUCAGAAGGCAGUGCCUUCAGCAGUCACAAUGCAUUUUCUGUCUAAUGCUCAUUUGCUUGUGUAAACCUGUCAAUCAAUCACAUUUUAAAUUACAAAAGCAAAAGACUCCCCCGUCCUCUUCAUAAUGCCUGUCACAAUGUUUGGAUCUUUUCUCAGUGUCGGCGCUUCCGACGUGUGUCAUGGGUGGGAGACUCAGCUUAGCAAUGAAGUCACUGGAUUCUAAGAAACGUUGCAUGAACAAGUUGCAAAGACAACCCGAGUGAACCAGGAAGGCUUCAUCCAAAUAACUGAGUCAAUUGUAUUUUGGGUUGUGAGUGUGGUUUUAUAUGCACACUAUCGCUCUGGCAAUAUCUUGACCACACCCCAGGAUCACCAGUCUGAGGAUGCUUCAGCCCUGAUCUUGGUGAUUUAUGCGGCCUCACUUUGCCAUGACCCUAAUUCUGUUACCAUUUUGCCAACAGGUGUUUGUUGCCUGCCAUAGCCUUCUGCAGCUGGCCCAGCUCCUCUACAGUGCCUACUUCAAGAGCAGCCUGACAACCAUCGAGAAACGCUUUGGCCUCUCCAGUUUGUCCUCUGGCUUUAUCUCCAGUUUGCAUGAGGUAAGUGUGUGAGGCAUGCCAGUUCAACAUAAAGCUAGUGGAACUGGUCAUCCUGCCUCAUUACUCCCUGUGUUUCCCUGACCUUAGUUUAGGUACCUGUGGUUAUGCAGUCAUUGCUGAUGAAGUAAUAGAAGGACGAUAGUUCACACUCCAGAUAACCGAGAAGACCUUCUUCUACUGCUUCUUACAUCAUUGAGGCCAUGAGUGUAUAAUAAUAAUAAUAAUAAUAAUAAUAAUAAUAAUAAUAAUAAUAAUAAUUUAUUAUUUAUACCCCGCCCAUCUGGCUGGGUUUCCCCAGCCACUCUGGGCGGCUUCCAACAAAACACUAAAAUACAAUAACCUAUUAAACAUUAAAAGCUUACCUAAACAGGGCUGCCUUCAGAUGUCUUCUAAAAGUUUGCUAGUUAUUUUUCUCUUUGACAUCUGGUGGGAGGGCGUUCCACAGGGCAGGUGCCACUACCGAGAAGGCCCUCUGCCUGGUUCCCUGUAACUUGGCUUCUUGUAGUGAGGGAACUGCCAGAAGGCUCUUGGCGCUGGACCUCAGUGUCCGGGCAGAACGAUGGAGGUGGAGACACUCCUUCAGGUAUACUGGACCCAGGCCGUUUAGGGCUUUAAAGGUCAGCACCAACACUUUGAAUUGUGCUUGGAAAUGUGCUGGGAGCCAGUGUAGGUCUUUCAAGACCGGUGUUAUAUGGUCUCGGCGGCGGCUCCCAGUCACCAGUCUAGCUGCCGCAUUCUGGAUUAGUUGUAGUUUCCGGGUCACCUUCAAAGGUAGCCCCACAUAGAGUGCAUUGCAGUAGUCCAAGCGAGAGUUGACUAGAGCAUGCACUGCUCUGGCGAGACAGUCUGCGGGCAGGUAGGGUCUCAGCCUGCAUACCAGAUGAGCUGAUAAACAGCUGCCCUGGACACAGAAUUGACCUGCGCCUCCAUGGACAGCUGCGAGUCCAGAAUGACUCCCAGGCUGUGCACCUGGUCCUUCAGGGGGACAGUUACCCCAUUCAGGACCAGGGAGUCCUCCACACCCUCCCAUCUCCUGUCCCCCCAAAACAGUACUUCUGUCUUUUCAGGAUUCAACCUCAAUCUGUCAGCCGCCAUCCAUCCUCCAACCGCCUCCAGACCACUCACACAGGACCUUCACCGCCUUCACUGGUUCUGAUUUGAAAGAGAGGUAGAGCUGGGUAUCAUCCGCAUACUGAUGAACACCCAGCCCAAACCCCCUGAUGAUCUCUCCCAGCGGCUGCAUGUAGAUGUUGGAAAGCAUGGGGGAGAGGACAGAACCCUGAGGCACCCCACAAGUGAGAGCCCAGGGGUCUGAACAUUCAUCCCCCACCUAUAGCCUAUCGUAUAACGAUAGGCUAUACGAGGGAGAGAUAGUUUUUAAGAAGGCAAACUGGAUGCUGCCUUGGAAUGACACUUAGUGAGGACAAUUCCUUCCGAAACAAGAAUGCUGGGAAGUGGGGGGGCAGUGGGAAAGAAUGAUUUUGAGGCCUUGGGGCCUGCUGCUUUCUGACUGUUUCCCUGAGAAAGAGGAGAGCCUGACCUACCUUUCUGUGCAAUGGAGUGCUGCUACACCCAUGGGUUUAAUAGAUAUGUGCUUUCUUCCAGGCCCUCAGAAGUGGUGCCGCAUCUGGUGUGUAAUGCUGCAUUACACGUUAAUUAAUGCUAUAUUAAAAGAAAGUGAAAACCCCCCAAUUUGUUAUGGAGCUGUGAGUCAGACCAUUACAGCAUCCCCUGCACCAUCCAAAACUAAUGUCUAGAACUUUACACACGGUGAUAGCCUUUAUUAUAGCAGCACCUUUGUAGUACCCCCAUAAUUAAGAUUAUGUCAGUGUUUCCCAUGAGAAAUCCCUCUUUCCCCGGGGAUGGAGUCAACAUCAUUCAUGGAACCCAGCCAACAGCAACGGCUUUUGCUGCUUCGGUUGUGGUUUUGCUCUGCUUCCUUUGCCCUGCUUUCGAAUCCAGGAGACCCUCCAACUCCAGUUCUUUCCCAUUCCCUUUCUGAAACAUUUUCUGCAGCCUUUGCUUCCCAUAAUUCUCUGCAUUGCACUUUGGCUGGCAGGUUUAGAGCCCUCUCCCCUUUCCUAACCUCUAAACCAGGCAUCCCCAACCUGUGACCCUCCAGAUGUUUUGGCUUACAACUCCCAUGAUCCCUAGCUAGCAGGACCAGUGGUCAGGGAUGAUGGGAAUUGUAGUUGAAGACAUCUGGAGGGCCGAAGGUUGGGGAUGCCUGCUCUAAGCUCUGCGGCUUUGGGGCUGCUUAAUUUUCUCAGCUUGUUUAUAAGUACUUCUAAUACACUAGGAAAUUAUCCUCCUGCGGGAAAUGACUCCUAGCAUCUUUUUGUCAUUUCCAGCACAGACUUCCCUUUGAAACAGAUCAGGAGGAGCAGAAGCUUUAGAUACUUUUGUGCUCUGGGAUCCAAAACUAUCAGAAAUGUCAGAGGCACAUCUGCAGUGCAGAAUCCUGCAAAGGGCCAUUGACAGCCAGAGGUUAAAAUGGGGACCAUUUUGCUUUCGCUGCCUCCAAGCAGGAAAAGACAGCAGGACGUAAACAGGCGGUCUGGACCGAUCCAAAGUUCUUGUCCAUCGGAUAUUCCUGUCCAAGAAGAGCAAAACAGUCUUAAUACCAGUGCAGCAGUGACUGCAAUACAGUCUCCCAUCUACUUACCCACCAACAGUAGGCUGCCCUUGACUUUGAAUUUCUCCAUGUGGUACUGUUUUGCAGUGGCUGGUGCUAUAAUAUAGUUCUGGCUCUGCUUGAGCAGUUUUCAAGUUGGAACUUGGCCCCUAGUGACUCAAUCAGGAACAGCUUUGAUUUUUAAGCUUGAUAUUUGGCAAAGCACCUGGAGCCUGGCAAGCGACGCUAUCAAAUUCUAGGGGGAAGCACAAAAUAGGUGUGUUAAUUAGCCGGGGCUCUGCUGCGUUUGCACAGUUUGUACUGUCAGCGUGCGAAGAGCACGCGAACCGCACUUGGGCAGAAAUAUAAAAUGGAUGGGGCCUGAAGUAAACAUGAGCCUCUGGGCCUGGCACAAGCAGAAAGCAGAGCAGAACCGACAUCCAAGGGCCCAGCAGUUAGCCAUCAGGGUGAGCAGCUCUGGUUCACAUAGCACUGCGAGGGAAAGCGUUUGCCAAAGCCUCACACUUAACUGAGAACAUAAGACCAGUUAAACUGUGCUGUGUUAGCGUGACUGUCCAUCUGUUUAGAUUUGUUUCCCACUCCUUUCUCUGAGGGCUGUUCUAGAAAAAAUCACUCCUAGUGGUUCUCACCCUGUUGCUGCCUCCAGCAUCAACCACUUCCAGAGACUUGAGAGGAAGCCCAUAAACAUGUCAGUCGCAACCCACUUCUCUUUGAACGCCCAUGGGAUACAUGGACAGAAUGCAAAAAUCAAAGCUGAACAGUUCUUCAGGGCAAGCCCAAGCACUGGACAGAGCGAGGCAGCUCUGAGGUGGCAAAACCCCCCUGAAUCCUCUAAGCUGCCUGGCCUGCUCCACCAAAGGUAGCUUGCUGCCUUCAGGUACAGAGAAGGUUACAGUCCUGCUGGUGGUGUUGAGGUAAGAUUCACCUGCCAGUCUAGUUGGAUGCACCUUCUUGUCCUUUUAGGUCAGGGAGCAAAAUAUCUUGGAGCUGGCCCUGCAGUCCCCAGUGUUAUACCUCUUGGGCCAUCCAUAUUUCCUACUUUAUUCGGGACUCUAAAUCGCUGCUUCUGCGACUCUUUCUACCUAGCUAGAGAAGCAGCUACUUCAAUGAGCAUCUUUAUGGACUUCUCCCUAAGUAGUAGGAGUAAUAGAACUUGCCCAGAGGGCAAAAUAAGAGCAAAUAUUGAUUAUGCCCCAUUAUAUCGUGGUAUAUGUGUCUGAAACUAGAUCACAUUUUUAAACGUUUCUUUUGUCAGAUAGGCAGUGUAGGCAGCAUCAUUGACCUCGAUUUACAUUGAGAUCUCUAAUACUGAGGCCGAUUUAUUAUUAUUAUUAUUAUUAUUAUUAUUAUUAUUAUUACUUUAAAAGAUUCAAGGGCUGUACCUUUUUCCCUGUGGGAAAGAUCCUGAUUACUUUUUGUAUGUUGACAUUUUUUGUUGAAGUUUUAAAAAAAGCAUAGGGUCAGAUUCAACCAACCCAUUCUCAAGGGGCUGCUACCUCAAUGAGGUUUCCCCCCCUUCCACCACCACCCGUGUUUCCCCCAAAUCUUCUUUCCCCCAAACAGUAUGUAGGGUGAGGGAAAGGAGAGGUCGUUUCAUAGGACAAGCAGAAGUGUUUGUGCUGAUGGAACGGUCUCCUUAAGGCUAUGCUGAAUUACACCUAUUGUUUUUUACCUUUUACCUUAGAAGGAUUUGUAUCCUGAAAAGUAAGGUAGAAUUAAUGGUAAUAAAUAGCUAGGUAGCUAAAUAAAUAAAUAACAUAAAAAGCUGCCUUGGCAUUGGUUGGUCUAGCUCAGUAUUGUCUACACUGAUUGGCAGAGGCAUUCCAGGAUUUCAGACCCUGUUCUCUCCCAGCCCCAACUGGAGAUGGAACCUGGGAACUCCUAAUUACAAAAAGCAUGUUCUCUGCCACUGAGCCACAGCUCUUCCCUUCUUUGACAUGAGUGUGCAAGAGCCAUUAAACAAAACAAACUCUGGUGCCCUGAAAUGCUCUAACCAGGUCCUGAAACACAUUGCUCCAUUCACAGCAGGGGACACAGGAAAUUCUUCAGUACUUUUAUGCAAAAAAGAUGUUGUCUUGUAGUUGGGAAACCUUCAUGGUGUCCACUUUGUGGUAGAUUCCUUGGGCAGUCAUAUAUCUGUGGCCAUUCCAACCCACAAGUAGUUAUCUUUCCCAUCCAUUUGGAAUACAUUUGCUUUUGCUUCCAGACACUUUCAUACUUUUAUAUGGGGCUCCCCUUCCUGACUCUCUCUGGGAUUAUAAAGUUUUUCUCAUUUAUUUGUUAGAUUGGUUCCAAAAGCCGCAAAACCAGGGAGGGGAGCCCAUGUAAGCAUAUAAGAAAGGAAACUUGGGCACAAUUACUGUAGUUUCAAAUGUUAAAUUAGUCUGAAAGUCUGGACCUAGCCAGUGCAAUUCUAACUUUAUGUAACCCGCACGUUAUGGCUAACCAUUACAUCUCAUGCAACAUGUAAAUGUUUUGAGACAACAAGGGAAUUGUCUCAUGCCAAACCCAUAGAUCCACAUACUUCCAAACAGAUUUUAAAAUCCAGACCCUUUAACAGACACCAAGAGGACUGAUUUGAAUCACAUGUCUACAUUCUUGCGCAGUACUGACCAUUCAAGAAUGCAUUCAGGGGGUGUUGAACUAUGCAUAGGGCAGAUCCUUACUUUAGUGUAAGCCAACAUCUUCAACUGAGCUGUGUUGGCCUGCAUUAUGUGGAAAAAAAUUGGCGCAAAUGAAUUCUAGAUUGUUUAGCAAUAAUGUUUGUUUGGGGCCAUUAUUGGUACAUGAAGAUGUUUAACAUGAAGAUGUUGCCACAGUCCAAAUUUACACAAUAAUCUGAUUGGACGUCACUAUUUAGGUACAUACCAAUUAAACAUUUGUGUUCCACAGAGCAGAAGUACCUUUAGCAUCUCUUUUAUUUCAAAAAUAAUAGAAAUGAAUGCUGUAUGUUGAUUUUUUUUCUAUUGUAAAUAUCUCUGGUGAGAUCAUACUUACAUCUAAUGCUCGCAUUGUGUGUGAGUGUUUAAUGUAUAAAAUGAAUUCCUUCAUUUAAACGCUCCAGAGAAUUUAUUAAAUACAAUCUCAGAAAUACAUUUGCAUUUGUUGGUUAUCCUGCUGCUUUAUUGCUUUUCAACCAUAAUAAGUGAAUCGUGGGCACUUGACAUUUGGAAAGUGUCAUGUGUUUAAAAGAACCACGCUACCCUGCUUUUUCCUUUAAAUGAUCAUAGGUAUUGCUUUCACCCAGGGGAAUGUUCAACAUAGGCAUGUUUACUUUCGGUUGCUAGUGCAUCAAGCAGUGACUUGCACGUGCGAAUCAGCCCUCACAGAUCAAAUAACCAGAACACAUCACAGAUAGGAGCUUCAUAUGGUCUUGGAUGCAGUGCUUCCAAUAGAAUAAUUUGCAUUAAUCUUUAGACCAUCAAAUGUUGAGUAAUCUUGUUGUAUGUGAACUGGCCCUUAGCCCUUCUAAUCCUUUGCUCUGAACUACCAUCCAGUUAAUCUAUUUCUUUCUGCCUUCUCCACUGUUGUGUUCCUUUUCCAUACUGUUCUUUUUUGUUUGCCUUUGCUUUUGGCCCCCAAUUGAUUUUGGGUGGCGGAUGCUGCUGAAGAGCUAUUGGUUUAGCACAGACAACAAAGCUGUUUUAAAUGCACUCUCCCUUCGUACACAAUAACUUGUGAGCUAUGCCUGCUAUUUACAUCAUCCUGAUUAUUUACACUGCUGUAUCCUGAAGACGCCUCACCAGCAAUACAAGGUCUUAGAUGAUAAAGAUGGCUGAGCCACUCUUUCCCAAUUCUGUACUGCCCAUCCCAUUUCUAGCAAGCUAGGGGUUCGGAGAGCUCUCUUCUUGUCGCUGCUGUAGCCUGUUUUAAGCUACACCCAGCCACAACACUUUGGUCCUACAAAAGAUACAUAGGAGAUGUUUUACAGCCUCUAUUCCAGGGGUCAGCAACCUUUUUAGGCCAGUGAAAUUUUGAGAGAGUCCCAAAUUUUGAGCCUGGAAUAAUGCCAAAUGAGUACCAUGAUUUGGGGUGGGGGGCAGCAUAAUGCAACGCCAAAUGACUGCCAUAGGGGUAUGGCAGAAUGGUUGUGGCAUCUCCCCUAAACAGCACUCAUCAGCCGCUGCCACCCUCACAGACAGGACACUUUUGUCCCUGUUCAGAACAGAAAUGUGGGCAUGAUUAAGGGGACAUGUUCAGUGUGGGAGAGGCUGAGCCAUGCAAACAGAAACUACGCGGAAAGAGCAAACAGUCUUUCUUGUGUUAUGGAUUGUUGAAAGGAUGUUUACUGAGAUCUUUUACUGAGACUGACACUCGUGGGUGUCACGUUGCCAAACCCUGCUCUACUCUACCUGUAAGCAUUUUUCUCAUUGGGGAAUACCAUGAAGCCUGCCUCUUUGUAUGUCUUCAGGAAAAAAAUUGCUACCUCGUACACAAAAAGCAGAGGUGGGCCAUCCCAGAAUAAACUAAACUCAGAAGUAAAAGCAGAGACACUGAGGUGCCUCCUUGUCUGGUUGGUGUCUUCUUUCAGGUCUGUUUUGACGUUCUCAUCUGUGCACUUUUAUGUCUCCACAGAUCGGGAAUGUUGUCCUCAUCAUCUUUGUGAGCUACUUCGGCAGCCGAGUCCACCGGCCUAGGAUAAUUGGCCUGGGAGGCCUGCUGUUGGCACUGGGGGCCUUCCUUCUCACUCUUCCACAUUUUCUCUCAGCCCCAUAUCAAUACACCACAGCACAAACCAGUAUGUAUAUUUCCAAAUAUCUCUUAUGCCUCAGCCCUUCUCUGCUCUGAUGGCUAGGGACUUUGUGAAACUAUGUUUGCUGUGUCCUCAUAGUGGCUUACAUAAAUUAAUAAAACAUAGGCUCCCAUCUGCACGAUACCUUUAAAGCAGUAUCAUACCGCUGGGAACAGUCAUGGCUGCCCCCAAAGAAUCCUGGGGAAUGUAGUUUCUUCAGGGUGUAUAGUGCAGAUGGGACCUUAGUCAAGGUCUAUGCGACAGCAGUUUUGCUUCAGAAUCCUUGGUAGCUUAGUUCUCACAGUAUCCUGUGAGGUAGGUAUGUUAUUCUCCCUGGGAAAUUAAGCCUGCAAAUGCAGUUGCACAUUAGAGGCACUUGGCUUUUACCCAUCCAGGCUUCCAACGUCCCCCGAGGCAUGCUGCGGUCUCUGUGCAAUGACUUGCCUGUCAUGGGUGUGCCAAACCAGAUCAUUGCCAAGGGAGCCCAAGGCAAUGAAUGUUUUGGUUCAUGUCUUGUGUCAGUGGAUGCUGCUCUGCGUCGAAUUGCUUCUUUUAAAGUGUCACUAUUAUCUGACGCCACCAAAAAUGUGCAGGGCUGCUACCUGAUGAUGGAUUGGUUAGCAUAGCAUAGCUGCUCAGUAUAUGCUUUUUCCUCUGCCAGAAUCCUGUAUCGGGGAAAGCGAGGGGUGGCGCUCACACCAAUGAUCACAGGAUCGGCUUUGCUUCCUUGCAUUCCCCCUCACCCAAUUUCCUUUCAUGCCAGGUAGCAAAGCCAUGAUCCCCUCUGGCCAUGAAUGGCACCGGCAUGUUUGUUGCUUCUGCUGGCACCAGCCAGCAUUAGUUGACACGGUGCCAGGCAUUUGUUUGCAAAUCAGGCUUGUCACCAUCUUCUCUGCAAAGAAAGAGACGUGUGAAAGUUGGGGGAACGAUUCCUCCAGGAAGGUUGGCACAUACAUGUGGCUCCUUCAAUACCUUCUAAUCAUAGAAUAUAAUCAGGUAAUAACAACUCUUAGUUCUGCUGUCAUGAUAUUUAUCUGUAGCAUAGCCAGGAAGUAAGCUUGAAAAACAUUGUUCCCACUUGCCUUCCAAAAAGGGGGGAAAUCAAGGCGUCAAAAGUUGUUGGCAAGCUCAGGAAUUGCAUCCGAGUUCCCUUAAAACCUACACCACAGCUUCUCCUUUUUGAAUUAUGCCCAUGGGGAAAAAAGCAUAGCAGAAUACGUCAUGGAAUUGAAGAUGAUUGUGGAUUUUGCAGGAAAGAUCUUGCGAGUGGGAUCCAGCAGGAGUUUGCUAUCUAGCACAUGGAUCUGUCCUGUAGCAUCUACACAGAUUUUUACUUCUAGACUAACGUUUCUCCAUGGAAUUUAGUCCAAAAUCACAACCACUGUUGUCUGCAGUGGGUUGACUGCUGCUUCAUAAAUGGCCAGAGGAAAGACUAAUCCCAAUGACAACAUGAAUUCAUUGUAGUCAAAGGGAAUAUGUUAUCAGUUGUUGCAAACAUAUUGGUAACAUUCUUGCUAUAUAAAUAAGGUUCACCUUAAAAAAAAUACACAUACUCCAGACUGCAUUGUAUUCAACUAACUUUUACUUGAAGUACACCCAUUGGGAUGAAUGAACCUAAGUUAGUCUUGGUCAUUGGUUUUAAUAAGACUACUCUGAGUAAAGGUUAGUUAAAUACAAUGGUCUAUGUGUGCAGGAUGAAUUUUCUGAUGUUUAGAUUUUUCACACCAAGAUUAGACAUCUCGAGGGAUUUUUAGAAGAUGUCCCAGUUUGCCACAAUUAUCAGAAGAGUCUAUAUCUAAUCCUUCUUAAAGAAACAACAGUUUUAUUAUUUUUAAACUUGGUGGAAUCCUUAAAUAAGCAAACUUUCAUUAUACAGCACAGAAUCCUAUACAGUGAAGUGGGUUGCAGUGUUGAACAGGGUAUCUCAGGGUCAAACUACCCAUUACUUUAUAUGCAUUUUUUAUUUCAGUGAUUGGGAGUUCACACGCUUAACAAAAACAAAAGCGGCAUUGGGGGCCCCAGUGCUAUGGGCCUGGGGAGAAAGGUUUAAUCAUUUGCCCCAUGUCAUUUUCUUGGUAAAAAUUACCCCAAACUGCUAUUUGCUGCUACUUUUUAUUUCAAAUGUUCUCUUAACUUGUGCAGAUACAUUUAUAGAACCCUGUAAGCAGAAGCUCUGCACAACAGGGUUUUCCCCCUCUCCUGCCCCUGCGUGCCCCCAAAUUGGGGGGGGGUGCAUGAGAGAGAGAGAGAGAGAGAGAGAGAGAACCCCCUGAACAACAGAGAUAUGAGGGGGGAUUGUUCCAUCUGGCAAGCUGAUAUGUUAGUAAAGACAGAACAUUUGUAAUAUGCCACCCAUUGGCAUUAUUGCUUCUCAACACAUUAACCUCUAAUACAGUCUUACUUACACUACUGCUGAGGAAUAGUUACAUGAAUUCACAUAGUAAUAUAGUUCACGUUUAUUUAAAUGUAAAGUGCUUAAAUAUCAUUAAAUGCAAGAUCUUAAACACUCACAGCAGUAUAUUAAUUUGUAUUGCAACAACUAAUGGGGUGGCUUCAUUUUUAUGGCUAGGCCCCUGGCAUCCUCUUGUAAGAAGGUUUGUUUCUUGUUCUGAACCCAAAGCCCUCAUUUACCAUUUUAAUAUCCCCAUGCUCAGAAAUAUAUUACUCUCCACACACUUAGCCAAAGGCAUAACUUAGGCCAGUUGUGUGUACCAGGGCAGGAAAUAAUGAAGCUCUCUGUUUUCCAUUAUGUCCUCCUAGAUUUGCUUACCAAUUCUUUAUUAAGUGGCAGGAACCAAAGAUGGGAGCAUUUAUAUAAACAAAGAAACCUCAAAACCUUGGUAUAGCUGGCAUUUCUCUUCUCAUUUACCCCAAACCAGUUUCACUUACAAAAAUUCUAUUUUGGCAGACGAUAAGUUUAACAUGCCCCCCAUGGCAAUUGAAUUUAUGGAAGUAAAUCUAAGAUAGUUAAGAAGGUCCCAGAGUUCUGAAAAUACAUUCCAGCCUUGUGUAAUAAGGGUUUUGUAAUGAACAUGUACAGGAAUGUUUGUGGUAGUGUAGAGAAGUAUGUGGAAAGUGAUGUUGCAUUAGCUGAAAGCCCAAAAUUACCUGGUCAACAUUUUUGUUUCAGCUCUUUUAUACAAUCAAAGUACCACAAGUCUUCUCGGCCACUCGUUAAGUGCUCUGGCUUGACGGGAAUAGUGGAACAGUUGUAAAAAUGAACAAAUAAUGAGGCACAAGAUGUAUGAGAACUGACAUGUGUGGCAAGGACACUGCAUUUGUUUUAAUUUUGCAUUGGAUGUGGGUUCCUAGACGCCUCCAGAUAUUUAAGCAUUGUUUUCUUCACUCUAAAAGGCACUUCAAGUACUCUGAUUAAUAGAUUGGAAUUGGUUUCCUGCUCCCCUAUGAACAGCUUGUUCACCAUGAAAGCUAAUUUGUAAUUUGAAAGCAAAUAGGAGUCCUGGACAAACCACCCUUAUUCCUCCUUCAAUAAUUCUCUGGUUGGCGUCUGAUGUUUUCUCCUCCCCACACCACCCACAAAAUACACUGAUAUAGGUUUGUUCAAAGCUCUUUCUGAACUUAUCCCUGUAAGCAGUGUUGUGGUAAUACCUUGAAAGAAAAAAAGGUGGUGACAGCUGCUAAUUAAAUUGAGGAAGUUUUACAGUUCUGGCAGGUCUUCCGAAUCCAGGAAUGAGGGGUUGUUAAGGAAGCCUAAGGAUGCAUUUCACUUAAAAGAGUUCUGUUGCUAUUGCCGCAAACUGUAAGGUGCUGUAUAUAAAAGAUUGGGCCAGGUACAAAGGACCACACAUGGGCCUCUGCAUGAGCUUUUGCAUAGGAACAUAGGAAGCUGCCUUAUGGCACAUCAGACCCUUGGUCUAUCUAGCACAAUAUUACCUACACCAGGCAUAGGCAAACUCAGCCCUCCAGAUGUUUUGGGACUACAACUCCCAUGAUCACUAGCUAACAGGACCAGUGGUCAGGGAUGAUGGGAACUGUAGUCCCAAAACAUCUGGAGGGCCGAGUUUGCCUAUGCCCGACCUACAUACUGACUGACAGAUGCUCUCCAGGGUUUCAGGCAGGCUGUCUCUCCCAGCCUUACCUGAGAUGCCAGGGAUUGAACCUGAGAGCUUCGGCAAUCAAAGCAGGUGUUCUACAGGUCUUUCAGCCUUCCCCUUCCAGUGGCUGUCCCAAAAGGUCCCCCCCCCUCCAAGGUGGGUGCAAGAAAGAAAAAUCAGCUCCCUCUCCAACUGCGUGUGGAAGUGCUUUGCAUGCCUGUCUAUAGGCCAACCAUAGAUCUAAUGUCCCCUAGGCUAUGUUCUGAAUAUGAGUUGCAGGGAAUCACAAGAAGGGGCAGUGCUGUUGCACUCAGUCCUGUUUGUGAACUUCCUAUAUGCAUCUGGUUGGCCGACGUGAGAACAGGAAGCUGGGCUAUGAUGGACUUUUAGUCUGAUCCAGGAGGGUUUUUCCUGUGUUCAUGUUCACUUUUAGUCAUUUGGGCCCUAAAGGUGCUUAGAAAUUGGUGGGGUAUCUUGAUUGUCCCCAUCUGUACUGCUCCCCAUUUGUUUGCUGUGUACCAGGGCACCUGCAGUGAAUCUUGAGUGUGACCUAAGCUAGACCUGCAGGCAACAUGUGAACUUGCACAGGCAACAUCCCUGCAAAGUGAUUCUCAAACUGUGAGGCUUUGCUUUGCUGCUUCUUUUUCUUUUGCAAUGACAAAUUAUGUUUCCAGCACCAGACUUUAGAUCAGACUUGGGUACAGUGGCCUGGGAGUUCCCACAUUGUUUGUUUUUCCUAUUAAUUCCUCACCCCCAUCAUUUUGUUCCAAGAUGCAGGUAACAAGAGCGGAAGUGCCAGAACUGAGCUCUGCAACAACAACGAAUUUGUGUGUCCAAGCACCAACGUGAGUGUCCAGGCCGAGGACAGCACCAUGUGGGCAAUAAUGGUAGUUGCACAGCUGUUGGCAGGAAUUGGGACAGUCCCCAUCCAGCCUUUUGGGAUCUCCUAUGUGGAUGACUUUGCUGAGCCAAACAACUCUCCCUUGUAUAUAGGUAAGCCCUUUCCCUGGGAAGGUGUACUUACUGUAGCAGGGUUGCACCUUACCAUCCAGCUUACAUUGCCUUGCUAUCCAUGUCUUUGCAGCAGGCGGAGUGGGGAAUCUGCUGUUUAGGAAAUGUCUUUCCAUUGCUCGCACUGAAGAGCUGCUUCUGAUGCAGCUCAUCGGUCCUGCAAUGAAAAUCGCUAUGUUGGAAGGACUUGACAAGCCAUCCUUAGUUGUGUGACUGACAUGGCUAUGUUGAGAGUGCCAGUUUUUCUUUCUCCUCUCAAUGUGAUGGUGUUGGAGAGAUUUAGGGGUGCCCUUCUGUGCAUGAAAACUGUAGUGUUUGCCGAAAUGAUUUCUUCUUCUAGGAGAGCUGAAGUAGUGCACUAAGAGUCGCACAUGGCCAGGCAUUUACUGGGGCUCAUGCGCCCUGAUCCUGCCCACCAGGGCUAAUUCCUUGCCUGGAUCCCCCUUGACCCUAGUGCACUUCUAACAGCAGUAUUCUAGCAGCCACCAAACCUCUUCCUCUAGCCCUGCUUGUGAGUGGACUUAUUUAGCAACUGCAGCAGCAGCACUAUAAUGGGCUUGGGGGCAGAGUGGCUGCUUUUGCUCCAAGCCCAUUACAGCACUGCCACAGAAUAAGACCUCCCUGUCAUGCUCCUGGUUGGGCUUAGCCAGCAGCAGCGCCUGGUCACCCCACAUGAGGGGGAAGGCAAGGCUGGUGGCUGCAUCAGCAAUGCUAUGGGGUUCACAUGGCUGUAGAUACCUCUGCAGCGGGGUGGGAUAGGCCGGUCAGCGCUGGGGGCCACAGAGUCCCUCAAAAUCUGGAACUUCACCUGCUUAGGCAGAAACUGUAGUAGGAGAUCACAGAGAGAAGUCAUACUGCCAGUGCUGUGGGGCAGUUUUGGUGCAUAGCUGUCAAUGUUUCCCUUUUUUAAAAGGGAAAUUCCCUUAUUCCAAAUAGGAUUCCUCGCAAGAAAAGGGAAAAGUUGACAGCUAUGUUUUGGUGAGCUUUUUAAAUUUUUAUUUUCAAAAGAGGGCAGAGCUGGAUUCAAUUGUUAACUUUAAAAAAAAAAAAAUGGCGUGGAGUGAAAAAUUCUCACCACCACCACCACCACCACCACCCAACCACCUUCCUAUCAUAGAUCUUAAACCACUGAUUUAAAGGGUAGGAUAUUAUGUGUAUUUUUAGGGGGACAAACACACUUUCUACCCCUUUUUAGUUUCUGUUCCACUUUGUUCCUCCAGCUUCUUUCUAUCAUUAUCAUUUCCCUCCCACCCCCCGAGUCAGAGGCCCCUCUAACAACUGUUGGGGGCUGUCCAAGACGCUAGCAGCUUCCCAGUCCUGAAGAGGUCCUUGGCCGGCGCAGCCCGUUUGGGCUGCUCCUGCUCCUCUGCCAAGAGGGGGCCAGCUUCCAGCACCAGAGCCAGGGGGACAAAGCCCUCCACUGGUGCUUGCAACUCUGACGUUUAAUGCAGUAUCCUGUUGCCACUGGCACAGAGGACUGGCCUGCAACUCAGAGAAGCCAGUGUGGUAGAGUGGUUAGAGCUUCACAGUAGGACCUGGGAGACCGGGGUUUAAAUCUCCACUCAAUGCAAUUAUUAUUAAUAAUAAUAAUCCAAAAAACAUUAAGAUUUGGCAGCGGAAUUCUACUCUUUGAGGCCAAAAUGUGUUCAUGGUUGCUUUUUGAAAGGAAACUCUCCCAUCCCACAAUAGAAUUCUGAAUAUCUCCAUAAGAACAAAAUAAUAGCUUGCAGGAUCAGGUCAGUGGCCCAUCUAGUCCACUAUCCUGUUCUCACAGUGGCCAACCAGAUGCCUGUGGGAAACCCGGAAGCUGGGCCUGAGGACAAGAGCACUCUCCCUUCUUGUGGUUUCCAGCAACUGGUAUUUGGAAGUAUUGCUGCCUCCACUAGCCAUUGAUAGCUGUCUCCUCCCUGAAUUUAUUGAAUCCUCCGGUGUGGAGAGAAGCCCAAGACUUGGCUCUACCAGAAUUUCAAAUGUUUCUAGUCACCUCCUGCUGUUAUGUAAAACUAGGCCAAGAAGAAGUCUGAAAUGCAAGGUGAAGGAAAAAGUGCUUCCUUCAGUUCCAGAAUGCAAAUGAUUUUAUUUUUAUUUUUUUAUUGGCUUUGUUGGUGUUGGCCGUCCAAAGGUAUUGCAAGAGUACUUAUUACAGGAAAGGGGAAAGGGUCAUAGAGGUUUUCAGGCACCAAGUACUGUAGAUAUCAGGGGCGUUUUCUGAUAACGAGUUUCCCAUCUGUCUUUGUAGAUAUGAAAAGAGAAUCUAAUUAGCAGAUAAUGUUCCUUUCUGGUGCAGAAGGGGGAAAAAACAUAAUAAGCAUCAUGAUUAGCAAGUCAUAAAAGAUGGUUGAAAUGAAACCACAGACCUCAGUCAUAUUGGUAGGCAAUAAAUCACCGCUAUCAGCACUCGACAAUUUGGGCCACUGGGCUAGAUGUUGUUUGGACAACUUUGCCUUGUGAAUUGGCCCUGUAAUCCAGGGAUGGGGAAUUUGUGGCUCUCCAGAUGUUGUUGGACUCCAGGCCCUGUCAGCCCCAGCUAGCAUAGCUAAUGACCAUGGAUGUUGGAAGUUGUCUUCCAGGCUCCCUGUCCCUAAUGUUAUCAGACAAUUGGUAACAUGAAUGUGCUUCCUGGAAAUUGUAUGAGAGCUGGAACACCCAGAUUAUCUGUGGCCCUUUCCUCCCAGAAUGACCAGCUGGUAAAUAACAGUCCUGUGAGCAUAGGAAGUUGCUGUAUAUUGUGUCAGGCUAUUGGUCCAUCUAGCCUAGCUCCCCUGGUUGUCUCUGAACUGGAUAUUGCAAGGAUUGAACUUUGGGCCUUCUUACGAGAGGCAUCCUCCAUCCCACUAAUUUGUGGUGCCUCCUGCAACAGCAGCUCCUGUCUCCUGUUUCCCCCAUCAGACUGUACUGUUCAUAAAACGAGGAGACAGGGGCUGAUAAAGUAAAGCUUUAUUAGUUUUGGAAAUGACAGAGUCAAAUAUUCCUUCACCACCCACCCCUCAAAGAAUGAUAGCCUUUCUGGAGGCAGUUUUUCCUCAACCCCGAGUGCAUAACAUUUUUAGCUGUCUAGCAGGUGAUUUCAAUUGGCUUUAAUGGAGCUUUGUGUUAAUAAAAUAAAAAAUAGCUCAUUGUUGCUCUGAGGUACAUAAUCAGGACUGCACUGUUUUGUUGACCUAUAGCCAAGGGCAACCCUUCCCUACAAGCGCUGCUAUCACAGCACAUCAAUAUUGUAUUUGAACUGUCCUUUUGGACUUUAGCAGCAAUUCUGAUUAGGCUGUAAUUGACUUCCGUGAGACUUCCUCAUUUGAAGGUUUUUAAACAUAGAUUGGAUGGCCAUCUGUCAUGGAUUCUUUAGCUGUGAGUCCUGCAUAAAGCAGGUUGGACUAAAUGACCAUUUCAAUCCCUUCCAACUCUACAGUUCUAUGAUUCUAAGUAGCCUAACUUUCCACAGAUAUUGUCCCCUGGUCUUUAUUGGGCUAUAGUGCUCAGAGUCUUAAAAAAAAAAACAACAACCAUGCUUGAAUACAAUUUCCAGAGAAAACACAUACCAGCAGAAUAUGGCAGCAUCUGCAAAAUAAUGAAAAAUCUAAGCUUUCAUUUUUGCAAAAGAGCACUGGGAGGAAACUAUAAUAAAAACAUUGGUAUCUUCUGCUAAAUGCUUUAAAAACUUUGGUGGUUGGAACAGGAAGCUUUGAACCUUCCCAUUGUCGAUACUUUCUCACUAAAGUAUAGCUCCAGAACAUUCCCUUUGGGUGACUCAUCUCUCUGGUGGGUUGCUCUCAAGGUUUUUGAUGGCAAUCCUACACGCCAGCCUUCCCCAACCUAGUGCCGUCCAAAUGUUUUGCACUGCAACUCCCAUCAGCCACAGCCAAUGGUCAAGGCUGAUGGGAGUUGUAAUCCAGCAACAUCUGAAGAGCACCAGGUUGGGGAGGACUGCUAAAUACACUUGCCUGGGAGUAAGUCCCAUUGAACUCAAGGGAGGGGGUCAUUUCUGUAGCUAUAUAUAGGACUGCACUGUUUGAAAAAGGUAUAUAUACCCCAGAGUGGCUGGGGCAACCCAGCCAGAUGGGCGGGGUAUAAAUACAAUUAUUAUUAUUAUUAUUAUUAUUAUUAUUAUUAUUAUUAUUAUUAUUAUUAUUUAGAGUUCUUAACAUGGGCUCAAACAAUUAGUCUCUGUGCAUUUCUGCACAAAAGUAAAGUAACAAUUGUGCAAAUUAAUUUAAAAGUUUUUUUGGUUAAGUGCAUACUUUCUGUAUUUAUGCACAUCUCAGAACAUUUGUUUGCUUGUCUCUGUCUCUGUGUUUCUUCACCAUACGAUUUUCAUGUUUGAAAUAAAUUGCAGGUGGAACAGCAAUGCAGCCUCCCCCAGCCUGCUGCCUUUCAGAUGUUUUAAACUACAACUCCCAGCUGUGCUGGCUGGGGCUGAUGGGAGUUGUGGUCCAAAGCAGGUUGGGAAAGCUGUUGAAAAAGAUGUGUUACCAUAGUCUUUAUUUCACGAGCGUUGCUAGGAUCCUGUCUGAACAGUAGCAGCUGCUUUUCAUUCAAUAAGAUGUGUGGAAUGCAGAAGUAGUAUUAACUGUCUGAUUGGUUUUCAACACCAUUCAUCUUCUUGUUCAUUUACUACAAACACUGUGUGGUUUAAAACAUGCUUUAGGAAGAAAUAAAACAUCAUCAGAAACAUGGAUGCAAUGUCACUCAUGCACACUUGCUCAUUCUCUCUCUCUUUCAGCAAUCCUAUUUGCCAUUGCGGUGUUUGGCCCUGCUUUCGGUUACUUGCUUGGUUCUGCAGCACUGCGGAUCUUUGUGGACUAUGGGAGGGUUGACCUGAGUGAGUAUCUGUUCUUGCUGAGGGGGUAUUGGACUCGUACACAUUCACAGGUCCAUCUUCUGAGCCACUUGAUUAUGGAAAUUGAGUCAUGGCCACACAAAGCACGCUACUGGUUCCCGGUUUUGUUUGAGGGCAGAUUCUUGGUGUGUUGCUAGGUGACAGGCAAAGACAUGACCUGACUACAUACAGUUAGAGAUUUUUCUGAUAUCCCCUACAUACCUAAAGACCAACAUCACCACAUAUUCUUAGCUGCAGAUUAAAAGUCCUAAAGCAGCAAAAGGUUUUCAGGUAUUAUUGGAAGAAUGUUAGAACCACCACCACAAAGUAGUGGUUCAAUUGCCAAAGUCGUUGCCCCGUUAAGUGACCUGAGCAUGCAGUGUGCAAUGCUGUCACUUUACCCGGUCAGGAAAGCCAGAGCUCAGAGUGGGCUGAGAGCUGGGAGCUCCAUCCCUUUUGGGUUUUUGCCAGGCCCUGAUCUGAGCAGCGUAUUUCCAUGUGCUGCCCCUUCCUCCUGAGCAGCUUCACAUGCUGCUGUCCAUAUAGUGGCCCUGAUGUUCCUGUCUGGCUUGCUAUCUCCUGUACACCUGUGACUCUGGGGGAAUAGUGAGUGACUGUGCGUGCCAGCCAGGAACUCAGGCAGCUGGUAUGAGGACCCCAGUCAUGGGGCAGAGAUGUCCAGAUCUGAUGGCCGAUCAUUUGCAGUGUGGAGAUCCACUAGAAUGGCUUCCUUUGCUCCUCACCCGAGGGAGACAUCACAUUCGGUGUCUGCUGUUGAAUCAGGGACAUUUGUUGAUGAUUGUACAUGUACAAGCACAGCAGUGAUUCAGAUCCACUUUGCACAGAUCACAUAACCAUGUUGGCAGGGAAGUAUCCUGAAUAUGUGAUGCCAUAAUGCAGGUAGAUGGAACUGUCUAUAGAAACUAGAUGGGUUUAUCUCCGUGCAUGCAAUGAACUUCAUGCACUAUUGUUGUUCUGUGGCAGAGUAUGCAGGUAAUCUGGAAUGCAGGUAAUCUGGCUAGAUAGCUUAAGGCAGGCCAUUCUCUCCAUCUUUGCUUGCCGCCGCCCCCGCCCCCCCCCCGAUCUACACCAUGGUGCUAUUUCUUGCUUCACAUAUAUUGCCUGUCAUUGGGGUGGGGCAGGGUGAUGACAGUCUGGGGCUGUUGCACCACAAAUUUGCUUUGUACGUCUGAAAGAGCACUGGACUCAGAAGAUUGCUGCCUUAGGGUUGAUCACUAUUUCUACCUGUUCUCUCCAGCACCCACCCACCAUGCAACAGAGGCUUUCUUCCUAUAUCCGUGUCUCUGUGCUAAAGAAUUCUCCUGCAUUGCUUCCAGGCAAUCAGAGAUAACAGAAUGAUACCUUGUGGAAGAUAAAGAAAAUAAGUGAGAAGAGAGGAUGGAAAUGACAGCGGCUUUCUUUUGCAUGUAGACAGGCAGCUUUAAUUACCCCUUUGUGGCCACCGCUUGAUGAUGUCGCCCAGUCUUGAGUGGGCCAGUCACGUCCAGGGAAGCUGAGCCAUUGUUUUUGCCGGGCGUGGGCUCGUUUUUUUGCCUGCACACUCUUUAAUCCUGAAGGGCAGGAAGUCUGGGCUGAGGAGCAAAAGGCUGGAGAUGGCUGUUUAUUCCUUCCCACUCGUUAACAAUGUGGAGAGACACUUUCCAUGCCAACCCCAGUGAAGCGUGGGCUCCUUUGAGCAAGGCCUCCUGCCUGGAGGAUGUCCGCUCUCAAAGCGAAAUGACUCGGCGUCUCUUCUCCAGAGUCCCUGGAGAGCGUAGACUCCAAAAGCCAGGCUCAUUCAGAUGGCUGCUCCACGGGGAUCAGUGACUGUGCUAGUGCCUGACUCUCUGCCAGCAGAACUCUGCCCAGCCUAGGAACAAUGGGACAGCAUAGUCUUUCCAGGAAGAGGGCAGCUAACAUUUCCAGCUCCCCUGUCUGCACAGACUGCUGGGGAAACCGUUUCAGCAGGCAUUAGGCGUCUAAAAGGAAAGAGGGUUGGUUUCUCUAAUUAACUUUGUAAUCGCACAAAUGAAUUGGAUGUGCCAGCUCCUUCCUUUAACCCCAUAUCUUGGCUGUCGCCUGCUUAAAGCCUUCCCUCCCAAGAAACACCUUCCGCAGCACAGAUGCUCUUUGGUUUCCACUGUGUGUUCCUCACCAAAUGCUCGUGCUUUCUCAAACUUCAGAGGGAUUGUGAUCUGAAGUGGCAGCAACUUUCCCAAUGAAGUACAGUGGUACUUCAGGUUACAUAUGCUUCAGGUUACAUACGCUUCAGGUUACAGACUCGGCUAACCCAGAAAUAGUGCUUCAGGUUAAGAACUUUGCUUCAGGAUGAGAACAGAAAUUGUGCUCCAGGCGGCACGGCGGCAGCAGGAGGCCCCAUUAGCUAAAGUGGUGCUUCAGGUUAAGAACAAUUUCAGGUUAAGUACGGACCUCUGGAACGAAUUAAGUACUUAACCUGAGGUACCACUGUAUCAUCGGGGAGAAUAUACCCUGCCUUCACUAAAGAGACAUGUUUUCACGAACUGUAGCAGGUGUGGCCCCCCAGGUGUUGCUGAACCACAAUUCCCACCAGCCCCAGCAAAUGUGGGGAAGGAUGAAAGGAGUUGUAGUUCUGCAACAUCUGGAAGGCCACGGGUUCCCUACUCCUGAACUUACAGCUACUGGUUUUUAGAGCAGAGCUUCCUUAGGUGUUAAACCUCUCAUUUAUCCCAGUUUAGUGAAAUGGCGGAACUAUGAGUGUUGUGCCAGGCACUGAGAUCUGAAUAGCUACCAAAAAAUGUCUGUAGCCAAAAAUAAAAAGCUCCAGUAUUAAGAGACUCAAUACAGCAACAACAAAGGAGCCCAGCUCUGGUGAGGCAGCAUUGCCGCUUUUUGUAGGAAUCCUGAGCAAUAUUGGAUGUGCCCUUGAAGGUGAUUGGUCACAUGGGAAGAUGGAUCCCGCAGUCCUGGAGAUAUUUGGGGAUUAGUGAUAUCUAAAAGAACAUGAAUGAUAUUAAUUACCUACCAGACUUUUAGAAGACAUCUGAAGGCAGCCCUGUUUAGGGAAGCUUUUAAUGUUUGAUGCAUUACUGUAUUUUAAUAUUUUGUUGGAAGCCGCCCGGAGUGGCUGGGGAGGCCCAGCCAGAUGGGUGGGGUAUAAAUAAUAUAUUAUUAUUAUUAUUAUUAUUAUUAUUAUUAUUAUUAUUAUUAUUUUAUUUGAGGCACUAGGUCAGGGGAGGAGAACCUGUGGCCCUUUGGAUGUUGUCGGACUACAACUCUCAUCAUCCCUGACCAUUGGUCAUGCUGGCUGGGGCUGCUGGAAGUUGGAGUCCAGCAGCAUCUGGAGGGCCACAGGUUCCCCUUCCUGCACGGGUGAAUGAGCUAUCUUUCAUUCUCCAUGGGAACACAGUGCAGUGCAGACCACCUAAAUACAGUGGUACCUCGGGUUACAGACGCUUCAGGUUACAGACUCUGCUAACCCAGAAAUAGUACCUCAGGUUAAGAACUUUGCUUCAGGAUGAGAACAUAAAUCGUGUGGCAGCAGCAGCCCUGCCAGACAAAUCUAGAAAUGUCUCUCUGCCACUUCUUGAAACAAUCCAUUUUGUCCACAAUUUGCAAUGUUUGAAACAAAAACAACAUUCUAGGCAAUACAUUCAUUUUUAUCGCAGCGAUACGACCCAGCAGUGAAAGCUUCAAAUUUGACCAAAUUUCUAAAUCUUUUUUCACUUCAGCCCAGCAUUUUUCAUAGUUGUCUUUAAAUAGAUUCCCAUUUUUGCUGUCAUGUUAAUCCCCAGGUAUUUCACUUUCUUAACCACUGUUAAACCUGUCUCAUUCUGAAACCUCUCUCUCUCAAUCGGUGUUAAGUUUUCUCUAAAACCUUGGUUUUUAACUUAUUCAGUUUAAAUCCAGCAACCUGACCAAAUUCUUGAAUCAGUUCUAAAACCCUUUUGGUACUAGAUUCUGGCUCCUGUAACGUCAAUACUAAGUCAUCUGCAAAUGCUCUCAAUUUAUACUGUUUAGCUCCGACUUGUAUACCUUUAACCAACUGGUCCCUUCUAAUCAUAUUCAGCAAAACCUCCAGGACCGAUAUAAACAGCAAUGGGGAAAUUGGGCAACCUUGUCGUGUCCCUUUUUCUAUCUUAAAUUCUUCCGUCACCACAUUAUUUACAAUUAGUUUAGCCUUUUGUUCUGAAUAAAUUGCACUUAUACCGUUUUCAAAGCCUUGGCCUACCCCCAUCCCCUGUAGGUUCUUCUUCAUAAAACUCCAAGAGAUAUUAUCAAAAGCUUUCUCCGCGUCCACAAAUAUCAAAACUGCUUUAGUAUUUAUGUUCACUUCUAGUUUUUCCAAAAUAUCAAUUAUAUUCCUCAAAUUGUCAGACAAAUGUCUUCCCGGGAGAAAGCCCGCUUGAUCUUUAUGAAUCUCUUCCAUCAACACUUUUUUCAAUCUCUUGGCCAAAAUGUCUGCAAAAAUUUUGUAAUCCACAUUAAGUAAUGAUAUGGGGCGGUAGUUCUUAAGCUGAGUCUUUUCAGUCUCUGUUUUCGGUAUAAGUGUAAUAUACGCUUCUUUCCACGACUCUGGUGCCCUUUUCCCUUCCAAUAUUUCAUUGCAGACUUCCUUUAAAGGUUGUACUAACCACUCUUUCAAGGAUCUAUAGUAUCUAGAAGUCAGCCCAUCCGGUCCUGGAGAUUUGCCUAAUUGCAUAUUUUGAAUGGCACCUUCUACUUCCUGUUCAGAUAUUUUAUAAUUCAACAUUAAUUUACUUUCUUGAGAGAUUUUUUGUAAUCCAUUUGUCUUCAGAAAUCGAUCUAUGUCCAUUUCUUUCUGUGGCCCUUGUGUGUAUAAUUGUUUAAAGUGCCUCUGGAGACAGUUUCUAAUCUCAGUUGGGUUGUGUAUGUUCUUUCCUUCCACUUCUAAAUUUGUGAUAGUAUUUAAUUUUUGUCUUUUUUUCAUUUGCCAAGCCAACAAUUUCCCACAUUUAUUAGCUGAUUCAAAUGUUUUUGUCUCAUGUGUUUAAUUUUCCAUUCUAUUUCCUGAUUCAUCAUUUCCAUAUAUUGUACUUGAUAUAACUUUAUUUCUCUCAAAAUCUCCUGCGACUUUGGUUUUGCUCUCAAUUUCUUCUCACUUUCUUUUAUUUUCUCCAGAAUUUUAUCUUUCUUCUCAUUUUGGCUUCUCUUCUUUAUAGCAUUCUGUUGUAUCAGAAACCCUCUCAUGACCGCUUUGCUUGCGUCCCAGAUUACUCUUUUUCUACAUUAGUAUUCAUAUUUAUCUCAAAAUAGUCUCUCAAGGUUUUUUGGGCCUUUUUAUAAACUUCUUCAUCUCUGAAUAAGGUGUCAUUCAUCCUCCAUCUGAAGGAGCCAGUUGAUAUUAGUUUCAUCUCCAUCCUUACAGCAUUGUGGUCGGAGCAGGUUAUUGGACAAAUUUCUGCUUUCUUUAUCUUUGGUGCCAUUCCUCUAGUCACCCAUAUUUGGUCGAUUCUAGUCCAUGUCAUCUUGGCUUCAGAAAAGAAGGUUCCCUCUCUUCCCAAGGGAUUCUUUGUUCUCCAAGUAUCAACUAAGUCCAAGUUGUCUGUCAUCUCAAAAAAUGUUUUCGGUAGUCUACCAUCCUUGGUGACCACUUGUCUUUGUGCCUUAUCCAUAUUUGUAGAUACUACUCCAUUCAUAUCCCCCAUCAAAAUCAGAUUGUAAUCCAAAUAGUCCAUUAAGGUCUCAUGCAACUUUUUAAAGAAUUCAGAUUUCCCCUCAUUCGGUGCAUAAAUUCCUACUAUCAAAAAUUUCUCUCCUUGAACUUGAAUUUCAAUUGCCACAAAUCUUCCUUGAUCGUCUUUAAAAAUGAAUUUCGGUGAUAGUCUCUCCUUUGCAUAAAUCACUACUCCUCUUUUUUUAACUUUAUCAGAUGAAAUAAACUCCUGUCCCAAUCUCUUGUUAAUCAAUACUUUCCUGUGUAGCCUUAUCACGUGUGUUUCCUGUAGGCAAAUCAAGUCCAAUUGUUCCUUUUUUAGUAAAUGAAAAACACUUUUCCUUUUCCGAGGAGAAUUGAGGCCAUUACAAUUCCAGCUUAAUAGUUGCAGAGCCAUGAUGGGGUUACUUCGCUUUACCUCCAACUGCGCCAAGUGUUUGUUCUUGUUCUGUCGGUGGUGUCACUUUCUCUGAACCAUGCAAUCCAAAAGAUAAGUUUGCUAUAUCUAUUAUUCCUCUUUCCGGUGCUUUUGGCUCUUCUCCAGAUUCCACUUCUUUCUGUAGAUCUUCUCCGUGGUCUUUCAAGAAUCUAUCUUUGUCAUUGACUGAUCUUAUUUUUAUCUUUCUUCCUUUAUAUUUAAAGGACAGGCCUUGAGGGAAUUCCCACCUAAAGAUGAUUCUAUUACUUCUCAGCAGGGCAACCAGAUCUCCGUAAUUAAGCCUUAAGUCCAAAAGAUGUUUUGGAAUGUCCUUAAAUAUCUCCACACUUGACUCAUAUAUUUCCAGAGUCUUUUGGUAAUGCAGAUUCAAGAUUUUGUCUCUCUCCUCUUUUGUUCGAAGGGUAAUCAAACAGUCUCUCACCUUGUUCUUCCUUCCUCCUCUUCCAAGUCUAAAUGCGCUCACUAUCUUAAAUUCUUCCUUCCCCAAAUCCUGUUGCCAGAAGUCUGCAAAUUCCUGCGUAAGAAAGUCAGUCAAGUUAUCUUUCUCAAGUUCUGGUACAGCCCUGAUUCUCAAAUUUCUUUGUUUCUCCUUCAAUUCAAUCAUAGACAACGUCAAACCGUGGUCCUCGAGUUGCCUAUAUAUCGGUGGUAUCUUCUCUUGAGUAGCAGUUGCUAUGUCUUUUGCUUCUUCGGCUGUCUUUCGGGUCAAAGCAGAUUCCUGUAACAAUUUCUCAAUAGUCUCUGUAUUGGUAUUCACCUUCUGUCCCAAAUUAUUAAUACUUGUAGUAUUUUGGUCAAUUUUAACUGAUGCUUCGGCUACUUGUUUAUUUGUUUCAGCUACUUGUUUGGUUAAAUUUUCCAAAGAUUCAUUAAUUUUUCCUAGUGCCAGAGCCAAAACAUCUUCAGACGACAUUACUUUUGGUUUAGCUUGUGGGGGUGCAGCCCCUGAUAAUCCAGAUGGUCCAGAAGGACCAGAUGUUGAAGCUCUUCGCUGCGACGCAGUAUCUGUCCGAUAGGGUCUGCCAGACCUAGUAGUUUUUUCCUGAAUCAGCUCUAACUUUCCUCUUCCAUCUGCCAUAACACUCUCAUAGAAGUCCAAGGUCAGUCCCACGGUUAGAAUUUGUUUUGAAAUGGAAAAUUCCCCUAGCCCAGUUGUUAUUGUAGCAAUGUCAAGCCUCCUCUAGGGGGACACAGUAACAAUCAAAGCUUGCAACUUAAAAGAAAAAAGUAGUCCUUAUAAAUCCCCCAAUUCACAAAAAAAAGCAGUUUCAAUUGCACUUAAUCAGUUACUUUAAAGCCAGGAGAAGUCCAGAAACACUGUAUCUCUCUUGCAGAGUUAGCUGUCAAAAGUACUCUGUUUACCGAUAGUGCUUUUCACAGAGCGGCAUUCCUUGUCUCAGGGCAGUCCGUUCCCAGGCUCUAAGCGGUGGAUUUUAGCUUCCUUUCCCUCUUUUUUUGCAGAUAAAUACAGUUCAAACCUUUCCCCCCUCCUCUCCUGCAAUCCGGAGGGGAGAUCGCUUUUCUGAUGUUAGGAUUUAAGUCUUUAUUCAAACAUCUUUCAAAGUUUCCGCUUACAGUCUCUUUGCUUUGAUCUGUUUACAAGAAAGGAAGGCGGACUUCCUGUUUAUGCCUUCCCACUUCGGUGCCGAAUUAAAUUAUUUUUCCCUUCAAAUCCAAUUUUAUCCUACUCACGGGUAGUUGUUUUAGAAGUCAAAUUGUCCCAGGAAAAAGUCAGCGCUCUCCGAUAACGGCUGUGCGGCUUCACUCCGCGGAAGAAGCAGUCAACUCUCAGCACCGCGCCGCUCACCCCGUCUCGCUCCGGAACCCCUAAAAGGGUCCCUUCGCAGUUUGGGGGGGGCGCAAAAGGUGCCCGCCGAGUCCCCACGUUCACAGGCUUCACCCGCCUGUGAUUUUUAAAGGGUCCCCGCUUCGCCGCAGCGGUCCGACCCGAUCCCGCGGAGCUGGUCCCUCAGAAACUCAGAGGGAAUCCGCCAUUACCGAUGGCGCCAACCCGGAAGUCCCAGACCGAAUUAAGUUCUUAACCCAAUGUACCACUGUACCAGAAAGUAGACUCACGAAGCUCUUUUUUAAUUUCUCCAUCUCUUUUCAGAGGAUGUGCAGUUGGUCCCAGGAGACCAGCGCUGGAUUGGAGCCUGGUGGCUGGGACUCCUCAUUGCCUCGGGCUGCUUGGUGCUCACGUCCAUUCCCUAUUUCUUCUUCCCCCGGUAUAUGCUCAAAGGGAGGGUAAGUGUCUCUGCUGGUGGUGAAGAGAAGGGCAACCCUUUCCAACUACAGCUGUUGAGAGCCAAGAGGCAGCAGGGCUUUUCCAAAGUGAUAGGUGAACCCUUGCAAGGGAAAAAUUCCUAUGAGGAACCUCUGUUGUUCCAGAGGGGAAGUCUAUUUGGCCCACUGGGAAGAUGAAGAAGGCAGGGCCGUCCUGGAUUUGGCCUGUAUUUUUCUAUUUUAAACCAUUUUCCUAUUUGCCUGCUUCUUAGGUAGCAGCUUGCUUAAGCAAGAACUCUUGUCUCGUCCCCUAUUUCUGUACAUCAGUUUUCUGAUUUAUUAAUUUGGGCUCCGUAGGUGCUACAAUAGUCACUAUGAAGAAAAGCCUGCCUGCAUGGAUUUGGCCUGCAUGACUUCCAGUGUAGGAUCUGUACUCUGCAAUCACAUUAUUCCACUGGGCAGAGCCUCUUGCUGUUGAUAGAAGCAUAACACCUUAAAUGCCUGUCUCACCAACAGUAUAUACACAGGGGAUAUGCUGAGAGUGGACCUCAAAACAAUCAAGGCUGGAGCAUUUGGGCAGAGAGGUUUAUUACCUUAUUCUAGCCUACCUUGUGUCUGAAGAAUGAGCAACCUAUUGAAAUGAAAAAACUCUGUUUAGGGGUGCCAUUCCAUGGCAAGGAAGGCAGCAUGUAAAUACUCCGUGCGUGUGUGUGUGUGUGUGUGUGUGUGUGUGUGUUUAAAGCCAUUAACAAAGAUGUUGGAAAUACUAUCAAGCAUCCCAGUGUUAGUCUUUGUCUUGCAUAUUCAGUAUAGCUCUGAGUCCUUUCCUUACUUUGAAAUACAGUAAGAGGGGAGAAAUAUGCAUCCUCAUCUUAAUCUCAUAUGAAGGCUUUUAUAGUGUGUGUGUGUGUGUGUGUGUGUGUGUGUGUGUGUGUUUUCCCUUUUCUGUUAUUACCCUUCAUGGCACCAGGAGAGCAGUUAAUCAUAGAACUGUAGAGUUCAAGGGACCACGAGGGCCAUCUAGUCCAACCCCCUGCAAUGCAGGAAUCUUUUGCCCAAUGUGGGGCUUGAACCCCUGACUCUGAGAUUAAGAGUCUCAUGCUCUCUACCAGAUGAGCUUUUUCAGUAUCCCUCUCUGUAGGUGGACAUAGCAGGCACCCCAAGCAGAGGGUGAUGGUACAAAAAGUAGCUCAAAAGCCGCCCCUAAAGUUUUCCAAUCACUUUGUAAAUCAAGAGGCAAAAGUUCUGCCAUAGCUUCCCUUCGUAUUCAUCAAGUCAGUGUUCAAAAUGGGGGUAAAGGUUCCAGCCUUGGCAAUAGCCAAAUCAAAGAAAGCUAUAUGGAAGCAGGUGGAAGGUCGUUUGUAUUGUGGGCAAGGUCAGUUUUUUUCCAGAUGAGCCUGCCUUUUUUGUUUGUUUCUUGCCUCAGUCUUUUUUGCUGUCGCUGUUAUGCUCAGAGAAGAACACGCACACACCUCACAAUUAUUUCUCUUUUGCUGGGCCUGCUCCCAGGAUCCGCACCCUGCUUCAUGCUUGCUCUGCAUGCUCAGGACCUUGUUUCCUGGGGACAAAACGAACCAUCACCCUCCUGUUCACACACAAAAACCAUUCUCUUUGCUUCUGUCCCAGCAGGCGGAAUAUGAGGUGGACGUCCUGAAGAAGAUUGAGAAGGCCAAGGCAGAGGAAGGAUCACUGGUAGAAUUCACCAAAAGUAAAGGCUUUUCUUACCAACUUUCAGCUUUCAGGCUACACUGCAAAAAAGGAACUGUUUAGAAAUACAAGAUCCCUUAGCACCCACACCUGUAUCCUUAUCUUAGCUAGCAGCUGUGUAUGAUUUUGUUAUUUUGAUGUUCUCCUGAAAGGCUUCUUGGCUGCAGCCUCUGCUGCUUUUGUGCAAAGCUCAUCAGUUUAGCUACAUAUGACCAUGCUGCAUAUUACAAGAAGGAAGAAUCAAAGAACCUUUCUGGAGCAAGCCCAGGCCCUAUCUAGUCCAGCCUCCCGUUUGGCAGUGGCCUGCCAGCUGCUUCUGAGAAGCCCCUAAACAGGACAUAAGGUUAUUCUCCAACAACUGAAAUUUCAGAGGCAUGUAGCCUCUGGACGGGGACACAGACCAUAGACAUAAUGAUUUGUAGCCAUUGAUAGCACUCUCUUUUUACAAAAGAUAUUGUUAAUGUAAACCCACCGCAGUCUGUUUUUGAUAUUGUAACCUUUCCCUUAAGCAUUUAGCAGAAGGCCAGUUAAGAACCUAAAUCAGUCCAGCCAAGGCAUCACUGACUUUAGAAACAGAAGCCAGGUUUGACAUGCCUUAAUAGUCUGGCCCAAUGGGAAUAGAAUUCCACGGGACUUUUUGGUGUAACUAACAUUUAUGAUAGGGUACGAUAUGUGACAACAAAGGAAAGGGCCUCCUAGGUACUGACAUCCUGUCUAUUGAAUGCUGUUCCCUACAAAGCAGGGAUGGGGAGCCUGUGGCUGGUGGACCACAACUCCCAUCAGCCCCAGCUAGCGUGGUCCAACAACAUUUGGAAGGCCACAGGUUCUCUAUCCCUGCUAUAGAGACUCACCUGGCACCCGACACCACAGUGCUUUUGGUGGUAGGCAGAAACUCUUUUGUACACCCAUGUAUUUUUAAAAUGUGUAUGUUUUAAGAAUCUCUUUAUUUUCCCCUUAUAGGUUUAUUGUUGUGUUUUGUGCUGCAUCUAACCAAUUUUGAACCAGCACGACCAUUUUAAAUGGAAUGAAGAGCAUGAUAAAAAGGUGUUAAAUAAAUGAGAUCGUAAGAGUGUUGUUGUUUUAAAGCAUGCUCUCUGUUGCUCAUGCAACUGGUGAGGCCCUCUGUAUGACUGACUUGUUCCCCUGUUUUUGCCUUCAGAGUUUCCCCAGGGCUUCCUGAGGCUGCUCCUCAAUCCGCUCUUCAUGUUCCUGGUUUUGGCCCAGUGCAGCUUCUCCUCCGUCAUUGCUGGCCUCUCCACCUUCCUCAACAAGUUCCUAGAGAAACAGUUUGGCACCACCUCUUCCUAUGCAAACUUCCUCAUUGGUGAGGGAAUGGCAAUGCCUCUCGACUAAUCAUGAUGUUUACUUAUUACAGCCCAAACCUUCUCAGAAUAAAGUUAUAGCCAGGUUACGUUCCUCAAGGCUUUGGAGCCAGUCCUUCUUGGUAUCAUACUAUCCGGCAGUCCAAUCUGAUUGGAGGAGGACAGGGUAGGGCAGUCAAAGGCAACUAGGCAAUCAUUGGCUACCUCUCUAUUUGUUUAUUUAUUUUUAAAAAAAUGAUAUUUAUUGGAAAAAAAUUUAAAUUACAGAGAAAAAACAAAGCAGAAAAGGGGAAAAAAGGAACAAAGAAAAAACAAACCACAUCAAACAAUACAAAUUCAAAAAACAAAAAUACGCCGCAGACAGACAAUAAUAACUCCAUCAUUCUCAAAUCCUCAACUUUCAUUACCUUCUUUCUUUGACCACCUCCUCCUCCCUUUUUGUAUCCUAGUUAAUAAUUAUCGCAGCAAAUCCUUUCCAUAUUUCAUAAUAUUCUGUCAUUACAUUACCUUAAUCUAUUUUCAUCUUAUCUUAUAGAAAACCUUAAAAACUUAAAACUUAAAUCUUAUUUUUACCGACUUCUCACAACCAUAAUAUUCUUACCUAAUUCUUUAAACAUUUUUACUAGAGCCAAGUAAUUUCAUUCCAGCAUUUUUCUAACAUUCAUCAAUUUUAUAAAACAAUCCUGGUAAUAAAAAAAAGAGAUAAAAAUAAUCGAGUCUUCCUCCAGCGUCCCUUCCUCCUGGUCCCAGGUUUUGUCAGUCCUUUUUAUCCCAUCGAUCUAGCGCAUUAACCUGGUAACCUUAUAUCCGAGGCCCUUAAAUCUCUUCCAUGUCCCUUCCGCAGCUCUUCUUCAUAUUCUCCUUUCACUCGUGGGAACUCCAGCUUGGUGAUGUUUUUGACCCUUUUCAGCAAAUCAGCCCCUUUUCCAUAGUCCAGACUCAACUCCAUGUGGUAUUUAAAAACAUGUUUCAGAAUCCCUCCAAAAUUGAGAGCCCCCACAGCUCCAAACAUCUCACGGCCCAUUGCCAGACUCGGAAAGUCCAAACAUCCCUGCGUAGGGGGGUCUAUCCAACCCCCCAUUUCCAAACCAAUCCAAACUUUAUCUUUCCAAAUCUGGCUUUUUCCAAGUUCAUUUGUCAAGUCCAAAAGCUCAUGCUCCUGCAAGGCUGCAGCUCCCUCCAUCUCUGGCGCCCAAGAUUCAGCAACAUCCUCUUCUCUCAUCUGCUCUGUCAGGACGCACUCCUGUUCUAAUUCCUGGGUGGGCUCCACAUAGUUUCCCACUGCCUGUUCAAAAAUUCUGGCCGCAUUAGUCAUCAAAUCCAUCUUCUCAUUUAACUGUUCCAGUAGGGCACUUGUUUUCCAGAGAGCACACAACAGAGCCUCUGAAUACAUUGUCCUACAAGGUCACAAGUCCAUUCCCACGAUUGUAAUCUGUGACAGCUGCAAGCUCCCUGGAAUUAGUUACAGUUUCACAGUCUCCCUCUAGGGGAGAACUUCUACUUGUUCUUGCAACAAAGUAUCCUUUUUGAGAUAUUUUGUCAAUAUUUGUUCCUUAAAAUGCGAAAGGAAACAGUGGAAUCACUAUGUUUCUCUUCCUUUAACUAUCUGUCAAAAACGUUGACAGAUAGUCCUCCAUUGGCUACCUCUCUAGUCCUUGGGCCACUCAUGGAAAGAAUGGGUGCCCUUUAACCACACCAGGCAAUGAACAUUACUCAGGAGUCAGGGCAGACUUUGGUUUGGCAGAGCUCUAAAUGUUUGUGGGUGUUGGAGUCAUGGAGUCAAAAAUAAUUUAAUUAAGGAAGUUGCUGUGGGGCCUUCUGCAGUUGGACAGUGUUUGUGUGGGCAACGGUCAAGCAUUUCCAUCUAUCCUGGUUGUGAAUCAGCUCACUGUGCUUCCCUUUUCUUUUCUUUUCUCUCUCUCUCUCUCUCUCUCUCUGUCUGUGUGUGUGUGUGUGUGUGUGUGUGUGUGUAUGUAUCUGUAUACUACACACUUACAGCUUCCUCAGUUAAGUGAUGAAGCCAAACUCUGCUUGGAUAGACCCUUUGAGAUAGGCAGGAUAAACUAGCACCCUUCUAAACAAGCUGACGGCCCUGCAGCAUGGGCAAACAGUUACAUAAUUCAAAAACGCAACAAAAGCAUUCUGAAACUAGAAGGAAACACUCCUUCUAUCUUGAAUCCUGCCUGUAACAUGGGACAAAGCUGUGCUGGAAGCAGGAGGUGUCCUCCAUCUCCUUAGAGUGGAGGCUGACCUUAUUUACCCAGAACUUUUGCGAUCGAUGCCCCCACCAUCUGCCAAGGCUAUAAUAAAAACUAGGUUGUGGGACAUUGAACGCCAGGAACUAACAGCAGCAGCAGAGAAAACAUGUUCCCCUCUUUACUUUCAACUUUCUUGGGCAUAUGAAACUAAUCACAAUUAUCUUCGAUUGCUGCUUAUCCCUCAAGAAAGAAGGGCAUUUUCACUGGCCAGGUUUAAUUCAAAUCCAUCAAACCUCCUUUGGGGAAGGUUCUCGGGAAUGGUGGAAGGAGAAAGAAUUUGCCCAUGUGAAGACCACCUGCUGAAAACUCUUACUUCUAUGGUUCUUAAAUGUUAACUAUAUGCUGAUCUCCACCAGCAGUUUCUAGAUCAACUCUGCAUCCCCAAAUGGAAACCAGAGUUGGAGGUCAUACAUUUUCUAUUACUGAGGAAUGAUCAGGAGCUCACCAAGUUAAUGGCUAAAUAUCUUUAUUUGGUUUUUUGUCGCAGAAACACAUUGCAGAUGUCUGAUCUCCCUGGAGACCUAGAGAUGUAAUGUUAGACUGUUUUGCCUCUUUUCAUCUGCGACAUUGGGGAGGUGGUAAUUCUGUACUGAUUUACUAUGGAUGUUUGUAUGUGAUGCCAAUAAAAGGUUUGAUGAUGAUGAUGAGUUACCCAGAACAAGUACACUUUUUCUGAAUUACAAACAUGAAGUCAUUGCAACUAGGCGUUACAUGCCAGAUUCAUGCAGACUCUCACAAAAAGGAUGCUUCCCUUGUAGGAAUCUCAUUGCAUGUGGAGCAGCCCCUGAGGUAGUGACCAGGACUCAGUAGGAGUACUCUGUGUUGGCCUCGCCAUGCAAAAUAGAGUGCAGUUCUAUGCCAGCUGUAAGAUUGACUUCAUGCUUUUGCUAAAAAAAUAAAGUUGCUUUCAGUUAUGAACCACUGUCUCCCAUUGCUUCCUCUCCACCCCCCCCCUCCUUUUUUUUUUGCAGGAUCUGUGAACCUUCCUGCAGCUGCCCUAGGAAUGCUGUUUGGAGGUCUUGUCAUGAAGCGUUUUGCUUUCUCCCUCAAAGCUAUCCCACGGUUUGCCAUCAGUGUGCUCCUCGUCUCCACACUUUGCUGCCUCCCUCUGUUCUUCAUGGGUUGCUCUACAGAGAAGAUAGCAGAAAUUUAUCCAGACAGGUAACACGUUCUGCUUUCCAUUAAGCACCGUGGGGUGGGGGUGGGGAAUUAGAAUUUAGUGCAGGGGUGGGGGACCUGCGGCCCUCCAAAGAUGGCUGGACCACAACUCCCAUCAGCCCCGACUAGCAUGACCAGUGAUUAGGGAUAAUGGGAGUUGGAGUCCAGCAACAUCUGGAGGGACACAGAUUCACCAUCCCUGACUUUGAGUCAUCAGCUCUAAAAUCAUGGGUGCGCAGAUUUCCCCCUUCACACUUUCCUUUGAUAAACCCCAACAAUUGCCACUGAAUCAUUUCUUCCUCCUUUCUAUUCUUUCUAUUCCCCAUGGUAUUUCAGAGAGCGGGGAAGCUGAGUGGUAGGAAAUGUUAUUGGCACAUUAAAAGAGACUGACUCCAGGUCACCUUCCAUAUAAAAGACUCUCAGGGCUUCCAAGGCUAUGGAAUUUCUCUAAUUGAGGUCUCAGAGAGCUGAUGGGGGUCAAAGUGGACAAGGUUUGUCUAAAUGGCAGCUCUCAAUAUUGUACACAUCCAAUGUGAUACUGCCCUUGGAUCGUACUUUGCACCUAGAAUGUUUCCAGUUUUCAUUCUCGUUUUCUUUUGACUGGCUUUUUUCAUCUUUGUUCCGCUUUGGGUGUUCAAUGGUGGGUCCCCCCCCCCUUUUUUACUGGUAAGACUCAGCUCAGGUUGAUUCCUCCAGGCAUCAAAUGUUUUCCCACCCAGGUACGUGAGUGUUUUGUCUGCAUGUGCGUGUGAGUAAUAAUUACGACCGAGUUCACUGAAAAACCUUAGACGUAUCUUGGGUGGGUAAGUCCUAGGCAGGAGGCCAGACUUCCAAGUGGCAAGAACUCAACAAUAACAGACUGGAAAACAAAGGUUAAUCACCCAAUGCAUUUUUUUAAAAAAGUAUCUUUCACCCAUCUUCUUUAAUUUCAUUUUAUUUUGCCUCUCUUUUUCUGGCAGGACAUCAAGUUCCCCAGGACAGGCUCAAUGCAACAGGAUGUGCUCCUGCUCAGACUAUCUCUUCCACCCAGUCUGUGGAGAUGAUGGCGUGGAGUACCUUUCUCCCUGCCACGCUGGUUGUACUGGUUUAUUCAGUAAUUCUUCCACAUCCAGUGUUAAGGUACGUAGUAGUACUGAUGGAAAACUCCAGGGGCUGGUAAGAGGAUCUGGAAUACUGAAUGUCCGCUCAUCUUAAUGGCCUCAAAUCUAAAUACAGUGGUACCUUGGUUUACAACCAUAAUCCAUUCCAGAGGUCCAGUUGUAAACCAAAACAGGUUGUAACCCAAAGCACACUUUCACCAAUGCGGCCUCCACCCCCAAAUUGGUUGUAAUCCCAAAAAAUGGGUUGUAAUCCAAAAAAAGGGGGACACACUUCCGGGUUUGACGUGGUUGUAAUCCAAAACAGUUGUAAUCCAAAGCGGUUGCAAACCAAGGUACCACUGUAGUGCUCAACAUACAGAGGUGUUGCUAGAGCUUUGGGCUCCUGAGCCAUUGAGUUAUACUCAGUAUCGACUCCAGUAGGCCUAACUGUUUAAAAUAGUGACUUAGCGGGGAAUCCAUUGCUCUGUUGGAGAACACAUGCUCCGCAGGUUCAAUUCCAGACAUCCCCAAUAAAGCAGCAUCUUGGGAAAAGCUGUGUCUGAGAAUUUGAAGCGCUUCUGCCAUUCAAAGUUGAUAACAGAGUGGGUAAAUGGACCACUGGUUCAUUUGAUUGCUCCACUAGUAAGAUGCUCUGGUACUACAUGGUCUUCCAAACACAAUCCAGGUUUUAACCUAUAAUGGCUCAUGCCCUACAUCUUCAAGAGGAAGCCUGAUGUGGUGGUAACCCCAGUACUUAAGAUCACCCUAAAGGGCCCUCUUAAUAAUAUCACCAGUAUAUCAUUGACAUGUCACAUAUACAGCCAAAAUAUGAGCAUCUGUUGGAAGCCUCUUAUGUUCCUUGUCUCAUUUGCUGCAUUGCUUACCUGCCUGUGUCACAACAUUUUCUACGUGAUGUUUGUAGUUGUUGCUGUUCUUGUGACCUAGGCUGAACCAAUUUGGAUCAAGUAUUAGCAAGAGUACUUUUUUUCAUCUCUCCAUUUACCUGUGUGCCCAUAUUCAAAGUAUUGAGAACUGCCAUAAGCUCUCAGAGGAUUAGAUCACAAGUUUUCAAAUCACACAUUUCAUUUUUAAAAGCACUGUAUGAAUUCUCAGUCACAUUAGUGCAGUACUGCCUUCCUUCCCCAAGCGUAUUCCCACACUCCCCUGACGACCAAAUUGCUGCUCUGAUUGACAGCGGCUUUCCAGGCAGAUGGUUUUCACAUUGCCAGCUACCCAAGCCUUUUAAUUGGAGACGUCAGGAAUUGAAACCUGUGUCCUUCUGCUUGCAAAGAUCCUCUGCUCCAGCACCGGACCUGGUGGUCCCUCCCUGAACAUAAUGGAUUCCCAGAAAUGAAGUUGACUUUCUCCUCUGCUAUUCCAAUCAGAUCUACACAAACUGCUCCUGUAUCAAAACCAGCAAUGGCCAGUCCUCAGCAAAGACUGGUUCCUGCCCAAUCCGUUGUGCUUCUUUGCUGCUGCCUGUUAUUUUCCUCAUCUCCUUUGCUGCCUUGGUUGCCUGCCUGUGUCACAACCCUCUCUACAUGAUGGUGCUAAGGUAAGUAGGCACAGUAGGGCAGAGUAGGGGGAAAGAAAUUCACAUUAACUCUUCCAAUUCACAUAUCAUGCAUGCAUCAAUAUGCAAACCAAAAGAUAGCUCUCCUUCAGAAUCCACACCUUUGAGUUUUGCAGUGCAGUUUGCCAUCUAAAGAAUGCAUAUGAAAAUGCAGGUAACUGUGAAAAUAGUGCACAAAUGUCCAUUCUUUUGCUGCAAAAAAAAUAAAUAAAUGCUUGUGCUAGGCAAAAUUGUGUGUAAAUGCAAAUAUUAGGAGAAAUGUGGGUGAAUUUUCAUGUGAAUAAAAAAAAAUCAUACACACAUGGAAACUGGAUGAAUUAAAUUCAAGACUGGAAAAAAUAGAAAGUGAAAUUAACAGAGCCAUCCAUUUCUAACUUAGGGCCAGAGCACAUUUCACUACACAAGAAGAUAACCUCUGCAAGACUUACCUGUAAUUUAGGGGAUCCACAGGCUUUUAUAUUUAUUUGUUCUCAUAUAUUCCCCAACUUUCUCAUCAUAAAUGGUGACUCACAGGUACAAAAAAAGAGGAUUUUAUAUGUUGUGGUCUUGUUUGUGAACCGCCCUGAGACAUCCGGUUAUAGGGCGGUGUAUAAAAAAUAAUAAUAAUUAAGGAAUAAAUGUCCCAGAAGCACAAAAUAUUAGUCAAUUGCUCGUAACAUCACUAAAGUGGAAGAAAAUCUGCAGUUCCACAUUGCUGUUUGAAUAUGUUUUAAUAAGGAAGGUUAGCCUUCAGCUGGCCUCAGAAUGUUUUACCUGCCACCACAUGACCAGGAUCUGAUUUAUGGCCAGUGGACAGGACAUUUUCAGCUUUACUGCAUGAAAGAUCGGGCCGCUUUGAACCUUGCUGCAUUGUGUCAUGAACCCACAAAACAUCAUCAGGCUUCUUAACUUUCUCCCAGAGCAAUACCAACUAGCUUUUGAGCCAAAAGUAUCUCAUAUACUGUGUUUUUAUCCUACUCAGGGUGGUGAAUCCUGAUGAAAAGUCAUUUGCCAUUGGAGUCCAGUUCCUGUUGAUGAGAUUGCUAGGUGAGUGUCUACCAGGACCUGCAAUACUAAUAAAUAUGAACAGUCAGAAGUAAAUCCUGCUGUGCUCAAUGGGGCAAUCUAUGACCUUUUAAACUGUGUGUGUGGGAAUGAAUGGGAAAUAUUUAUUGCAUAUACAUCAAAGCAUUGUAUACAGGCUGAUACAUCAGCAGGAUUCUAAAUAACAUUUGCAAUAUUUUAACGGAAGAUAGAAUUAGAUACAAAUAGAUGGAAAAUUUAAUUUGUACAUGCAUGAAUUAAUAAUAAAAAUAAUGGAACCAUGGAGAGGGCAGGGAAGAAAAGGGAGUUGGAAAUCCCACAUUUCAAUGUAUUGAUUAUAUAAAAAGUAUAAAAAAGGUUACAGUUGUAUUUAAACUUUUCUUUUCAAUGUUUAAGUUUAUAUGAUGUUUGUUAUUAUUAAGAAUUGAUAAAAAUAUUUUUAAAAAUAAUGAACUCUGUGUGUGUGUGUGUGUGUGUGUGUUAUGGUGUUAUGUAUUUUUGUGUUUUUAUGUUGCAAACCACCCUGUGGUCCUCAGAUGAAGGGUGGUAUAGAAAUAAUAAUAAUAAUAGCCAGAGCUAACUGUGAGAGAUGCACCUUUUGGUCCUCACCCUUUUUCUUUCUUUUGAAGCCUGGCUGCCAGCUCCUGCCCUCUUUGGCUUCCUCAUCGACUCCUCGUGCAUCUGGUGGAGGAAACAGUGCAACAAGAGCGGAUCUUGCACGUACUACGACAAUAACUUCCUCCGCAGCAGGUAACCCACCUGUAUAGUUUAUCUCCCAGGAGAUGCAAAAAACCUGAUGUGCGGAAAAUCAUCUCCCGGCAGUGCAGAGCAGAUGCAAAACUGGGGCCAAGUUAUAUGUUACGUUAGCUCCGCAUCUAUGCCCAUUAAGUUCAGUCCCCAACCCCCAACCCCACACAAAUUGCCAGUGCAGACAGAUAUGCUUUGGCUAGGAGUUUUUUCCUAAUGCAAAUUGCUGGCACGAGGGUGUUCAAGUCCUCCACCCUCAAAGCUAGACUCCUCUUCCAAAUCCCUCCACCACCCCCUGCCAUGCUUGGCAGUUCGUGUUCGGAAAGCCACCUGCACUUAGGGCAUAGAUCUCAAGCUGAAGCAUUGUCUAUUUUAACCCUUAGGAAUUAAUAGGGCUGAAGGGUCAGCAAGGCAGCUCCCUGCUUGUAAUGUGGCUUUGUUUAUGUUGGAGCCCAUGGCUGCAGUUAUCCCUGCUGACAGCUGUUUGUCAGGCUUGCUUGGUUGCUGCCUGAAUCCUCUCCACCCUGCACUCCGAUUCUUGCUCUCUUAACCUACGUGUGCAGCUGCAUCAUGCUGAGCCUUGAGGCUGUGAUUUAGAAAGAAAAACUCCCUGCUGAACCUGAGAAUUACGGAAUGUAUUGUUUUCAUGGGAGACCCAAUUAUCCGAGCUCCUGAGGCCAUCAAUACGUGAACACAUCUUGGCAUCCUCUACGCGGUUCUUGGUUUUUUUCUUUAAAAAAAUAAAAUCCUUUUGGAAAGACUUACAUGACUCAGGUCUACGGACCAGACUAGAGCACCAGGAAUUCCCCCUGAGCCUACGCCCUAGGAACCCUGCAGUCAUUCCCUUUCCUUAGAAGAGAAAUUUCCAUAUCAGUGCCUAAGAGAGGACCCCUUCACCCAGAGGAAUGUUGCAAAGGCCUUUCUCUUGGAUAGAUGGGUGUUUGCCAACAACAAAGUAGGAUUUGCACAUACGCGCCACUGACACCCAGUGGCAUGGGAGAGCUGCCUCUGCUGAAAAUAAUAAUUUGAAGCGGUGCCAGGCAAUAAUGAAGCUCUUCCUGUUGUGACCUCCCCCCCCCCUUUUAUUUUAUUUUAUUUUAUUUUGAGGCUAGGAAGUCUGGCUCCAAGAUUUAAACUGGAGGAGAAGGGAUUUCUCUCCACAAUCCCCAGACUUCCUGCUUUCAUCAUGGGUGCCAUGCUCCUGCAGGGCUCUGACAUCUGCAAACCUGCCCAAGCAAAAGUAAUUUUUAAAAAGGCGCACACACACACAAAAUGGGGAACUUGACUUUAGCAUAGAGAAAGCAAAGAUUGAAUGUGCUUCAUUGGACAGCCCCAGUCAGCUGUUCUCUGCUGUUGGUGCUUAAAGGGCAAAGGUGUGCAACUCCCCACCUCGCUACUGCCCUCCAUAAAGGAGAACACACCCAGUGCCAGAAACUGCCUUUUCAUGCAACUGCAUGCAUGUGUGAAUUUAUCUGAAGUUUUCUAGAAUGCAACUUAGCAGUCUGGGUACUUAUUCUACUAAGUCUACUUAGUCUACUUAGUCCCUAUUACCAUUCCACUUGCGUCCCUGAGGACUCGGUCUGUUUCUGGUUGCUUUUCUAAAACAGAAGGUUGCUUUCAUCUCAAGGUCUGUUCCAUUCAAGUUUCACUGUGUCCGCCUCCUGCUUCUCUUUUCUCUUUGGCACAGAUACCUAGGCCUCCAAGUGGGUUACAAAAUCAUUGGCAUCCUUCUCUUAACCGUAAUCGGCUGGAGGGUGACGAAGAACAAGGAAUACAACGUGCAAGACAAAGCUGCUGGCCUAGUAUAG
Molecule: messenger RNA, 65057 nt
Organism: Podarcis lilfordi (Lilford's wall lizard)
Lineage: Eukaryota; Metazoa; Chordata; Lepidosauria; Squamata; Lacertidae
Source: the annotation of a GenBank genome assembly